CUCAAACGAAGCGCAAACCUGAAGGCCGGAGGGCAAGUACUUCGUAACUGUAAAGGAAUCUGGGGCGCUGGCUCGGGGGCACCGGAGGGCAUGCUUCCGCCCACCCCACGGGUCACUCUGCUCGUCCUGCCAUAUUCCCUCCGGGCCUCGCCUCUCUCUGCCCCUCUCUCCAGCGACCCUGCACCGAGGGCGCGCGAAGCCUGAGGUGUGUCGCUGUGGCUGCAAAGCCCCGAGCGCGAACUUUCUCAAUUGAUUGGCUCAGCUGCACAAGCGACUCCCCCGCUGGGCUCGGCGGAGCUCGCGCUGCCUUCCAACAGUAGCUGCGCUCGCUCCUCCUGCACCAGACCGCCCUGCUCCUCUCCGCCACUCGGAGGGCGCAGCCCCAGCCUCAGCAGCAGCAGCAGUCGCAUCAUGCAGCAGCCGCCGGCUCCAGCUGCUGCCCUCUUGCUAGUCCUGCUGGCUACAGACUCCUCGCAGAGUGAGUAGUACUUCGGGGGGCUUCGCCUUUUCCUCCCCCCGCCCCCCGCCCUCACUGGAGAAAGAAAACACCCCUCUUUUACCCGCCAUUCUUGCAAUUUCUCCUUGCAGAGAAAAAUCUCACUUCGGCUUUAUCCCCCCUCUCUCUCCACCCCCCGCCCCACUCUUUAAUUAGCCCCCUCCCUUUAAUUAUUAAUCGAUAUAUAGCAAAGUCUCCACACGAGCAAUGCAGCUUCUCCGGACUGGGGGAAGAACAGUAUUAUAUAGAGACAUGUCAGCCCUUUUACUGCUCUAACCAUUGCCCCUCAAGGUCAGGACAUCCCAAACGCCUUUCCUCACAAGGAGCCGGUUGCACCCAAUGGGCCACCCAGCCAAGCCUGCCUGCCUGCCUUUCACUUCAAUGGUGCCUUAAAACAAAACAAAUGUUUAUGUUCUCAAGCCUCCCCCCGCCCCAUCACUUUUUGGAGACCUUCUGCUGCUGGGCUUUAAGGGCUGACUUUACCAUUUUCCAGAAAAAGGGUGGGUGGUGACACACUCCCUCUGCUCCCCCUCACCCAUAUCCCCGGCCAACCAUUGUUUCUUGGGGAGCGAGAGAGAGAGCGCGCGCGCUCAAGAGGGCAAAGGGGCGCAGGGAUGUCAUUGUUUAUGGCCCGGUGAGGUGGAUCUCGGUGGCGCCGCUUUGGGCGCGCUGGCGGCUGCUGGGCAUUGUUUUGGUUGCUGGACGCAGGCAAAGGGACGUCAAUGGAGGAGCUGGUCUAGCCCCUUGUGAGCUGAGGGGACAGGGAAAGCCGCAGCGGGACUCCCCCCACCCCACCCCAUGACAGUUUCACAGACUCCUCCGGCUGCAAAGUGCGCGGCGGGGCCAUUGUUUCCCGAGCGCGAGCGCGCGCGCCUCCCCACACCCCCGCGCAGCUUUGCACGCUCCGCUCUUUUGUUACCGUCGGGGGGGGGGGGUGGUUUUCCAAUGCUAAUGGCUCCUUUCCCUGCUUCCCUUCGGGCCCCCAGCUAUGCUGCUCCACAGAACCCGGGAGGAGGCUUCGCAGUUCCUUCGGCAGAGGCACCGCCGAGCCUACCAGAUUUUCGAAGAGACCAAGCAAGGCCAUCUGGAGCGAGAGUGUGUGGAGGAGCUCUGCAACAAAGAGGAAGCCCGGGAGGUGUUUGAGAACGACCCUGAGACGGUAAGGAGGGAGAGGGAGAGAGGUGCCGGUGAUAACUAAUUUAAUUAAUUUAUUUUUAAAAAAUUAAAUGAGCAGUUGAGUGUUCAGGCCUGCUGCAAGCUGCAGGAGUGGGGAACGAGGGCGCCAGCUGCUCGCACAGCUGGGGAAGUUGUUUGGAGGAGGAGCCAUUAGAUAAAUAACUGAAACCACACAGGGUAACCAGCACUUCGCUUAACAAGAUUGCGUUUGGAUUUCUAGGCCAAGAAAGCGGCAGGGAGGCGCUGUUUAUAUUGGACUAAAUUGGCAUUAAUCUGCUAAUACGAGUUUCUUCUUGGGGGGGGUGUUACUGGGGUGGGGAGAGAGGAGUUUAACUUGUCAUAGUACUUAUGAGAAUCCUUUGGGAUAUCUUGGGUUUUCUGCUUCACUCUUCCACCUCUCCUGGACUCUUAAAGUGUUUAAAAUGCUUGCAAGCCCCAAGGAUUUUGCUGAAGCAAUCUCCUGAAAAGAAGCAUUUCAUAUUUUUCCAAUUUAGAUGAGUGAUCAAAAUCUUCUGUUGGAUUGGGAUUUUCCUCCCCCCCCCCUUUCUGGAUGAAAACUUGUUUGUUACUAGGUACAGUGGUACCUCAGGUUACAUACACUUCCGGUUACAUAUGCUUCAGGUUACAGACUCCGCUAACCCAGAAAUAUUACCUCGGGUUAAGAACUUUGCUUCAGGAUGAGAACAGAAAUCGUGCUCCGGCAGCAGCAGCAGGAGGCCCCAUUAGCUAAAGUGGUGCUUCAGGUUAAGAACAGUUUCAGGUUAAGUACGGACCUCCGGAACGAAUUAAGUACUUAACCCGAGGUACCACUGUAAAUGUAAGCAGUCAUUGACCUUAUGUAGAAUGAGUCUGGUUUUUUAAAGUAGUUUGCCUAGUGAGAACAAUGUGGUUAUAGGUCUACAGCUGUUUAGUUCUAAAACUCUCAAAAGUGUAAAGAAUGCAUUUUAAAUAAAGUGUGUUUCAAAUGGGUCAUCAAUAGGUUUGUGUUAUGCUUGUAGUAUUCAGAUUGGCUAGUAUUUUUGCAUAAAUAGAAUGGCGUUUGAAUGGCUGCUUAAAAAUGAUUUCCUGAUUUGCUCACAUCUUCCAGAUGUGCUGCUCUGAAUAGGCUCUUUUAUUGCUCGGAUUAUCUGGCAUUAGUUUAGGGAAUAAAUUUCCUGGAGAAGAAAUUGACUGGUGAUUUUGCACAGGGCUGUGCUUUCCCGUUAAUGAUUUGAUGCAAGUGGGUAGGGAAAGAGUUAUGUAGGUCAAAAGUACUGAGAAUGGGAGGGACUUGGCUGCUUUCUCUUAGAGUAGUUAAUGUUUCGUAUUUAAGGCAAAACAUGUCUUGACAUGUAUACUUUUAAUAGACUUGGAACUAUCGCAGCGUGAAGAAUAGUUGCAAAAAAUAGGGGGGGGAAUGCAGCAAGUAACUUCUGCUAGAAGUGUUUACUGUGGGGUUUCAACACCAAGAUCCAGGUGAAAUCAAGGUGUUUUUGUUUAAAGAGAAAAAUAGACUGGGAUAUUAUUUUCCUAUUUAAUGGCGUGCAAUUAAGACUUUAUAAGUUGGGUAGCAGGGACACGGGUGGCGCUGUGGGUUAAACCACAGAGCCCAGGACUUGCCGAUCAGAAGGUCGGCGGUUCGAAUCCCCGCGGCGGGGUGAGCUCCCGUUGCUUGGUCCCUGCUCCUGCCAACCUAGACGUUCAAAAGCAUAUCAAAGUGCAAGUAAAUAAAUAGGUACCGCUCCAGUGGGAAGGUAAACAGCGUUUCCAUGCGCUGCUCUGGUUCGCCAGAAGUGGCUUAGUCAUGCUGGCCACAUGACCCGGAAGCUGUCUGCGGACAAACGCCGGCUCCUUCGGCCAAUAAAGCUAAAUGAGCGCCGGAACCCCAGAGUCGGUCAUGACUGGACCUAAUGGUCAGGGGUCCCUUUACCUUUUACCUUUAAGUUGGGUAGCAUUGCAGAGUAAACUCAUUAACGGUUGUGUUCUCACUGAGUUGAUCUCAUAAAUUACUUACUGAUACUUGUACAUUCUUAACUUUUAAAUAUUAAGUGCCACACUUGAGCUGCAUUGGUAAGGCUUGGGGUGGAGGAUAGUAUGUGGUGCAUUCAUCUCUCCUGGCCUCCACUGGCAGAGCUUCUUCACUGCAGCGGAAGCCGAAGUGUUUGGUACCACCAUCCUUGGUGGUUUUGCCUUUAGCCAGUGGUUUUCAACCAACGUGCCUUGAAUGAUGGUCAGGUGUGCCGUGAGCAACGCUGCCCUCUGUCUCUCUUUCCUUCCUUAUUUUAUUUGAUGCCCUCUCAUGUCUCUGCCUCCCAAAGGCUUGUGCAGCUAUUUAUUGCAGCAGCCCUGGCUAUAAGCUCCGCAGGCAGGGCCGGAUUUAGAUGAAGAGAGGCCCUAGGCUACUCUACUUGUGAGGCCCCUCCCCAUCCCCCACCCUCACAACUACUGUAGACGAAAAUGGAAGAGUGUUAUAAACAAAAUUGAGUGAAGCCAAGGUUGAUGACGGGUAUUUAAAAUUCUACAAUUCACAAUUUCUUCUCUAAAGGACAUAAGAUAUUAUUGUUAAAUACCAUGGUGAUUUUAAAAAAUGCAUAAAAUUAACACUGAAAAACUUGCAAUAACUGAACUUUGUGAACUUUUUGUGGCCUGGGCAGGCCUGGAAGUAGUUCCCAUGUCUUGUUCCUCUCUAAGGAAUCAAGUUCAGCCUUCAUGGCAUUUAACCAUGGCUCAGCAUCCUCUGAGGUUAAACUUUCAACCUCUUGGAAGCUUGAAGGUUCCCAAACCUUCUCUGAGUUACUAACAACAGCUGUAUCUGCUAUGACUGUUUUAGCAAACUCUUCAGCAUACCUUUUGGGUGGUUUACCCUUUGUGGCCCUUUCAGAUCUGCAUACUAUACACAAGUCUUCCAUGCUAGGCUUCUCCUCUUUAGGAGAAUGGUGGGCAGGCCUGUGUGUAAUAGUUGCUGUGCCUGAGUUGCCCUGCCCUCACAUGAAGUCUUAGGUUUACAAUUUUGGGAGAGGGGACUAAGGAGGAGAGAGAGGAAGUGGGAUUCUCCUAAGCUUCUGGGGGAAGAAGAGAAUGGUGGGUAAAGUCCCUUACAAAUAUGGAAAUGCAGUGAGCUUAAAGAGGUAGAGAUGUAUUUUUGGAGUUCAGCAUUCAGUGCAUUUAAUGAAAGCUAAUGCAGUGACUGAGCUCUGAACUGGGGAUGCUUCUGGUUCAAAUGCUAUCUCAGUGAUCAACUACAGUGGUACCUUGGGUUACAGAUGCUUCAGGUUACAGACUCUACUAACCCAGAAAUAGUACCUUGGGUUAAGAUCUUUGCUUCAGGAUGAGAACAGAAAUCGUGCGGCGGCAGCGGGAGGCCCCUUUAGCUAAAGUGGUGCUUCAGGUUAAGAACAGUUUCAGGUUAAGAACGGACCUCCAGAAUGAAUUAAGUUCUUAACCCGAGGUACCACUGUACUGGAUAGUAUUAGGCAAACCUCUAUCUGCCUCCCUUUCCUCACUCCCUGAAUAGUAUGUGCUGUAUAAAUGCAGAUAAAUUAUAACACCCCUAUGAAUGUUACUAGGAAUUAAUGCCACUUUACAACUUUUAUGUCAAUAUCAUGUAAUUUGCAGGUUUUACAUGCUAUCAUAGCACAGCACCGAAAAAGAACAUCAGAAUUGUUGUUUAGGUCAAUCAUUUAUGUAUUCCAGCCUUUCCUAAAAAUACAUAAUGCUGCAUGUCAUUUGGUGUUUCAGUUAGGCUAGAAUUAGAAAGGUGAAAGCAAAGCAACAGUUUGUGCUCUAUUGUUCAGAGUCAUGACCUGUGCGGUUGUCUGUAUGGACCUUCUUCCCAAAAGGUAUGCUGGUCUGUGACUGAAAUAAAGUUUGAUACUGAUACUCCCAAAAGGUAUUUGAGACUGUGCUUCUAAAUGGUCCUACAGGGCAAGCUAGAUGUGACACUACACAUGUCUCGUUUACAUUAAGGUUACCAGAUUUUUUUCAAUGAAUCCGGGGACACUUCUCAACUUCAAUGGAUUUUGUAUGGGGACUGAUUUGUAAAUGUGGGGACUGUCCCCGGGAAACAGGGACGUCUGGUAACCUUAGUUUACAUAGAGGAAAGUGGGGAUGGGGGAAUCUAGACCACAACACUGGACGCGGAAGAGUGGCUCUUUGACCCAUCCAAAUUGAGUUCCUUUGUGUUGGCUACUUGCAAAGGGUGGAGAACUCUUAUUGGCAGUUUGAGGAUGUAGCUUUGUAGCUUAAAAAAAAAUACUUAGGGUGCACAAGAUUUUUCUCUGGCUGUAAUACUUUUCAUAGGUUUGAUCUUCUUGCAGUCCAUGGGACUCUCAGGAGGAGACUCUUGAGAGUCCCAUGGACUGCAAGAAGAUCAAACCUAUCCAUUCUGAAGGAAAUCAGCCCUGAGUGCUCACUGGAAGGACAGAUCGUGAAGCUGAGACUCCAAUACUUUGGCCACCUCAUGAGAAGAGAAGACUCCCUGGAAAAGACCCUGAUGUUGGGAAAGAUUGAGGGCACAAGGAGAAGGGGACAACAGAGGACGAGAUGGCUGGACAGUGUUCUUGAAGCUACCAGCAUGAGUAUGACCAAACUGCGGGAGGCAGUGGAAGACAGGAGUGCCUGGCGUGCUCUGGUCCAUGGGGUCACGAAGAGUCGGACACGACUAAACAACAAAUACUUUUCAUAUUUGGAAGUAGAAACUGCUGGCUCUUUCUCUACAUGGCUGUGGAGUCUUUUCUCUGCUUGACAAAUUAAAAAUGUAAGAUAUUUGGUCAUGCAUCCCUGCAAUUAACAUGUGUCCUGGGAUGCAAGGACAUUGAUUUGUGUGAUAUAACUUCUCUGCAGGGGAGAUGGUUUGUUUGAGAAUGACAAUUUAUCAUGGGGAUUAAAUAAUGUUUUGAAAAAAGCACGACAUAUUUAUUGUCAAUCCUGUUUACGCCAUGCUGUCACAGCAGCCGUUAUAUCCCAGUUUAUGCAUUUCUAUGCUGGCACAGCAAGUAUUAGGCUUCUAGGUCAUUAGGGAUUUUCAAGAGAUAAUUUGGAUGUAGCAGAAAGAAAAAGGGGGGAAACAUUUUUUUAAAAAAACAACUACUUUAUUUUUCAGUUUCUGAAAAUAUAACAAAUACCCAUAUAGCUCCACCCACCAAGAAACAUUCCAUGCAUAAAUGAUGCAGUCAGACAUUAAGUAGGUUUGUGUAAUAGUUUUGAGUUGAUGAUAUCAGUUAAGUGUCUUCUACUCUGUUUUAACAGAUUGUCCCAGUGAGCUGUUGGUAGCUGGUAGCAAGGGAACAACAUUGUCAUUUCCUGAAUAAACAUGUACCAUGCAAUUUCAGCAUCUUAUUUGUGUUUCAGUUGGUAGAACAUGAGGGUUGUGGGUUCGAUUCCCACGUUGGGCGUACAAUUCCUGCAUUGCAGCGGAUUGGACUAGAUAACUUUCGUGGUCCCUUCCAACUCUACAAUUCUAUGAUUCUUGGUGCUCUAAGAUACAGUAUUUUGUUGGUUUCUCCAUAAGAGCUGCAUUCCAUAGUCUAUCCCACCUUGCCUCUAGAGUUAAGUUAGUAGCUGUUUUCCAAUAUUGUGUUAACAUGUUCCUAGCUGCAGACAUGAAAAAGAUUAGUAGUUCCUUAAACAGUAGAUUAUUGUUGGUGUCUAUUAACAUAUUUAAUAAAGCGAGCCUCAGGUCAGGUUGUAUCACCUGUCCUAUUAGAAGAAACUUAUUCAAAGACCUUUUUCCAAAAUCAUUGUACUGGUUUGCAAUCCCAUCACUUACAGAGAUAUAAACCUAAGAGUUAACAUCCUCUCAAACCUAAAGGAGAACUUAACCUGUGGCAUUUCACAGGUGUAAAAUGCCAGCUGGGAAUUCUUUUAAAACUGCUUUCCCUCACUUCAGUUGACACUCACUUUAAAAAGAAAGAACAGAACCCGGGUCAGAAGGUGCAGAAGUAAGUGUUUGAACACACAUUGACAAGUAAGCUAGAUGUUAUUACUAAGGUUGAAAUUGAGAAAAAACAUACGGGAUACAAAGCUUUACAAGAAAGUAUGUUGCAGUGUUAUGGAAUGUUUUCAGAUUUACUGGGAACACAAUAUAUUGCAGAUUUUUUUCUACUGAGCAGAGUGAACUCUCAGUGAGAAGAUUGUGCUACAAAAGCCUGUGGUGGUUACAAUGUGCAGAGAAAGAAAUAAUUGACCUUUCAGUGUUCAGCCAGGUACGCAAGCUCAAUAGCAGAAACUGCCGUGGAAUUUGGCUGACCUCAACGUAAAAAAAUGUUUCCUAAACAAACAUCUGAGUGAAAACUGAAGGCUUCUGUGGGAAGAAACUAGAAGAUUUCUUAGGAGUGAUUGCAUCAAUACCUGGCUCAGACUUAGUGCUGCUGCCUGAUUGCCAAACCAUCACGAGGUGUAGGGCAGUCGGACACCUAUUAGGUCUUUUAAAACGUUCUCAACUUGGCUUGAGUUGGUUACAGAUCACUUUCUUGUUUUCCUCAAGGACUGCUACACAAUGGCAGUUACAGUUCAUUUUAGUGGUUUGUGUUGUGAACUGAUCUUCACAUUUAGUUGAUUUCUGUGGGGGUGUUAUUAAGCAAUGCUUAAAUGAGGGCAGUCUAGAGAGACUUCCUAAUAUGUACACACAUGUUGUCCUAAGAGGGCUUAACUUUGGUUGAAUCAUGCACAAUUUUUAUCCAGUGCUGGGAAGUUUCGGGUCAAUUUAUGUUGAAGAUGGCCAACAUGGGAUUGUAGUGGAUAGAUUGAUGAAGAUAGAUGUUGACCCAGUGUAUGGCAGAUUGUGAAAAAGGCAAAUUGCAUACUAGGAAUCCUUAGGGAAGGAAUUGAAAAUAAAACUGAUGGUAUCGUGUUAUAGAAACCUAUGGCGUAGCCAUAGUUGAAAUACUUCUGGUUCCCUUAUCUCAAAGAGAUUAUAGAGUCAGAAAAGCUUCAGAAAAGGGAACCAAAACGAUCAAGAGGAAGGAGAAAAUGCCCCAUGAGGGUUGCUGCAUUUGGGGGUUUUUUUUGGAAGGGAGUAGUCCAACCUCCCGCGUUGCAGGAAUCUCUACUAGAUCAUACAUGGCAGAUGACUACCCAACCUCUACUUAAAAACCUCCAAGGAAGGAGAGUCCACUACCACUUGUAGGAGUCUGUACCACUGUCAAACAGCUCUUACUUGCAGAAAGUUCUUCUUGAUUUAACUGUUAUAAAAACCCCACAAAUAAGUACGGUUUUACCAACCCCAUAUUGUAGUGUGGGGGAGGGGAAAUGGUGGUUUGUCUAGUUAGGAAUACAGUGGUACCUCAGGUUAAGUACUUAAUUCAUUCCGGUGGUCCGUACUUAACCUGAAACUGUUCUUAACCUGAAGCACCACUUUAGCUAAUGGGGCCUCCUGCUGCUGCUGUGCCGCCGGAGCACAAUUUCUGUUCUCAUCCUGAAGCAAAGUUCUUAACCCGAGGUAAUAUUUCUGGGUUAGCGGAGUCUGUAACCUGAAGCGUAUGUAACCCGAGGUACCACUGUAUAGGAAGCUGCCUUACAGCAAGCCAGACUUAAGAGCAAAGCAUGUGUGCAGCCACUUAGCUACAGUCCCUCUCAUAGAAAGGAUUUCAUAUUUCAUUGAAACCUAAGCUUAGAUCUCUUAAUUCAGAGUCCAGAAUUCCCACUAAUUGAGGCUAUAAUAGGCAUACGAUUCGAACAAGGGUCCUCCGAGCUCAGCCAACCAGCUCUAUGUUCAUUUUAGAUGUGAUUGCAUAUUUGGCACUGUGAUUCUCAACUACAUUUUCUCUUGAACAGAUGUCUAGUAUUAGUAGGAACAACAUUUAGUACCAGACAGGAUUAAGAAUGUGCUUCCAAUUCUGGAUUUUGUGUGUGUGCGCGCAUACACACACGCACAUGCCGACAGUGAAACUGAAAAUCUGACUAUCAAAGAUGAGCAUGAAUUGUCAGCCAUGUAUAGAAUAGGCUUGCCACAUGUUGAGAGACCUGUUCCACUAUACCAAAGGCUGCUGAGUAGGUAGAUGGGAAGGGGGAAGCUCUCUGGUAAUAUUCCAGGAAUAGAGAGCCACAUAUAAACAUGGCAUCAUUUGGUGAAGCAGAACAAAAGGUGAAAGACAAAUAUUUUCAAACUAGCUUUGGAGAAGUUCUGCUUUUAUAGGUUUUUCUUGUUUAUGUUCACUGCUGUUUAAUCUUUAACUGCUUUUUAUUGUAAUGCUGAAAUUGUUUGCAUGGUUUUAUCCUUUUAUAUAUUAGUUUUAAAUUUUAUAAGAUGCUUUAAAGCACUCUUUGAGGAGGAAGGGUAGAAAUCUGUUAUUCAGUGGAGAGGAUACAAGGCCGAUCUCAGAAUUAUAAGUUACAGUAUUGUGUAUUAUUUUAUUUUACUUUAUUUGUAGGCCUUGUAACGCCUAGGAUAAAGCAGUUUUACAUAACAGGAAAGGCAAUUUCAGCCUAGACAAGGCAGGACAGCUCUAGUCAAGUAAUUCCUUGUUUUAAUUAUGAGAGGUGUCAUCGUUCUCCCUACACACUUUGAGUUUUAUCAAGGAUUUGUGAAAAAACAAAAAUAGUGGACAAAAAAGGCUGGAGUUUUGAGCAACUUACUUGAUUUUGCUAUUAUUUCUCAUUGGAUUAUAUCCAGUGCUAGUUGGAGAGGACUUGAUGAAGUUAAUAGACAUAUCUAACUUGUGUCCAUUAAUUUCAGAUGGGUUUACUCUGAGUAGAAGUUAGUUGGUUACAAGCCACUGUAAUUAAAAGGGCAAGAAAAAUGAAUGUGGUAAGCUAAGACCUUGCAUGUACACUUGCAUGUACAGUGGUACCUUGGUUUAAGAACAGUUUAGUUUAUAAACAACUUGGAUUAAGAACGCUGCAAACCCAGAAGUAGGUGUUUUGGUUUGUGAACUUUGCCUUGGAAUAAGAACAUGUUUCGCUUCCUGUUGAGUGUGUUCCAUUUGUAAACUGAGUCCCCCGCUUCUAUGGGAAAGCAUGCCUUGGUUUAAAAACACUUUGGUUUAAGAAUGGACUUCAGGAAUGGAUUAAGUUCGUAAACCAAGGUACCACUGUACAGUGGUACCUCUAGUUGUGGACAUGAUCCGUUCCAGGGUGCCGUCCACACCCCGAAAAGUCCACAACUAGAGCAGCACUUCUGCGCAAGCACGGAGUGCGAUAGAGAACUUCUGUGCAUGUGCUUCUGCGCCCGUGUCAAAACCUGGAAGUAUACAAUUCCGGGUUUGCCACAUUUGCAAGCAGAAAAGACGCAACAUGAACCUAACGCAACACGAGUUAUGACUGUAUAUGGCUAAGUUUGGACAUCACACAAAUCUGUUUGUUAUUAAAAUUGUAUACCACUCUUCAUCCAUAGAUCUCAGGGCAGUUCACAACAUAAAAAUACAAGAUCAAAACACAAAUACAUAAUAACAACCAGAACAAAAGAAAUCACACUAGUUUAUUGUGAUAACAAUGAGUGUAUCCUCCUCCUGGGCUCACACAAACUCCCUCUUCUAUUCCCUUACAAUGGGAGGAGUUUGGAAGUUUUGGCUUCUCCUUUUUUUUUAACCACAGUUUAGUGUGUUGUCUGGGCCUGGAACUAUGGUUAACCUUAACUAUGGUUAUUUCACAAAACCAGUUCCAGUCACUCUGGUUUGAUUCUGGCUUUCUGAAAUUAACCACUGUUUAUUGAUCUGGAUGAUAUAACAAACCAUGGUUCAACAAAACCAAAAACAUUCAGACUCCUCGUACUGGUUGCCUGGGAGGAAAAAAGGGCAAGGGAGAACUGGGAAGAGGCUAGGUUUGCUUAUGUCUUACUAAACCAUAGUUUAGCAUGAUGCAGUCACUUGGUAAUAACUCAGUUUGUGAAUGAGCUACUAGACCUACCAACACCAACAGAAUUCCUUUAUUGUCAAGUUCCAGUGCAAAUGCAUUUCACGCAUGUACAUGUAAGAGGCAUUUCACGCAUUAGUGUCUAGUAGCAAUCCAGUGAGGGGGAGGCAAAUGAGGCGCAUGUACAUGUAAACGAGGGUGCUUGCUUCCAAGAGUGGAAGGAAGCAGUGAUGAUCCCAGUAACAAAAAAACGGUGUGGAGGAAAAACCCUGUUCACUGGGGGGUGUUUUGUGUGUGUAAGAUGUCUGUGGCCAUGAUCUAAUCAAAACAAAGCAUUUUAAAGCCGUGACAUUAAAGGAGAAAGCUGAAGAUAUGCUUUAGCGUUUCACAUUGAAAUCCAUGGGGCUUGCAUGCUUGACUUUGGCUGGGUUCAUCUUAGGACCACUAUAGCUCUCUUCAGGUGUCCAAAGUGAAUACGCGAAGAAGGCAGCGAAGAUGUAUACGUUCAUGACUCCAUUCCCGGUGGGGACCUUCAUGCUUUGAGAAGGGAAGGUUUGAAGGAGGCUUCCCCUGAACACUGUUGGGUACCCAGCAAUAUCCGGCUUCCCUGAUUGUACAGAGGCUUGUAGGUAGUACAUUUAUCCAAAUGCGCUGGGAAUCCCCCUUCAUACUGUCCCAUUCAAUGUGGGAGAUUCAGGGCAAUGGGGGUGUGGUGAUGGUUGUGGCAAAUGUUGCUUGAAUGUGCAAGCAGGACUUCAUGGGCCAAGGAUCAUCUAAGCAUUGCAACUGCAUUUUGUGCAGGGUUUUCUUUUAAAAGUAUGUUAUUAUUUUUUGUAGCGGGUUCCUAAUAAUGCACUGCUGACCAAAUGAUAAAUAUAGUAGCAGUUACUCUUCUUUUCUACAAAGGAAGUUUGGCAGCCACAAUAAUGAGACCACUUCUAAUAAUGGAAAUAUUUAGAUAUAAAGAUAUAAAUGGCUAUCUAAAUGUUUAUUAAUACAUUAGAGAAUGAGGAAAGAAUGUAAUCGUGGUGAGGGAAUGGAGGAUUAAGAGAAUAUAAAAUGUCUUUGGUUUAUGUUGGUGAACUUAAGUCGUCUAGACAUAAAUAUCAUUGGAAAUGCAACCUAAGUCUAGCCAUCCUAACAACAGUUACUAUUUUGAUUUAAAUGGUAUAAAUCUUUCAAAUCUGGUGAAAAAAUUCUCCUGAAGAUUUUAGCAUUGCAUUUCCUUGGAGGAUUUUACUAAAACGUUCCUGUGUGGAUCCAUGACUUUACACUGAUUAUCCUUGAAUGCUGAAAUGUGUCUAAUGGAACAUUAGCAAACUAUAGUGCAAGGAAGUUGUAUUACUACAUGGGAACGUGUCGUUCAUUUGCCAGAGGUGUAUUUAGAGAGUAUUGGGUGCCGAGCCUCGGAGGCGCACAAGGGAUGCCACAACUAUUUAUAAUGGAGCACGAGAAUCGGGGUGGGGGGCACCAAAUUUUGGUGUUGCACAGAAUGCAACUGAAAUUUGAGACCUCAAGUCCCACCACCGUAUUUGCCCAAUGACAGCAGAACCCCCCUGUUUUGGACUUGGCUGCAGUUCAGCCAGGUCCAAAUAUGGGCGGAACAGUUUUCAUUAGUACAAUAAGGAUCCUGAAGUGCCCCCUAAAUGGCAUUAUGAUUUAAAUGCACAACAACUUUGACUUCUGGUUUGGCGCCUCUGGCAAUGGCGGGUUUCCUCCGAUCGGAAGGAAUCCACUCCGUGGAAAAAAGGGUCUGAACCGCCACGGCGAGGCGGAGACCCAUCAAAAACCACAGGUGGGAGAAGCCUGUGGACGUGGGAUUCGGCUGGCACCUUUGCGCCACCCCCACUCACGGGGAACCCCGGUUUCGGGGAUCCGGAGCGACGUGGGGUGAGUGGCGCGGUGCUUAGAAUCGACUGCUUCUUUCACGGAGUGAAGCCGCAUUGCUGUUGCCGGAGAGUGCUGACUUUUUCCUGUGGACAAUUGGAUUUUAAAUAACUGCCCGUGAGUAGAACGGAAAAUUGGAUUAAGAAAUUUCUUUUAAUUUGGCACUGAAGCGGGAAGGUCUAAACAGGAAGUCCGCCUUCCGCUUUUGUAGAUAGAUUAAAGCAAAGACACGGCAAACUAGAGUUUAGAAAGUCGUCUGUAAAGGAUCAAUUUUCAUCAUUUAAAAUUACUGAACCCCCCCUUGGAAGCAGGAGAAGAGGGGAGAACUUUUCCUGGACUGUUUAAACCUGCAGAAGAGAGAGUAAAGAAAAGCAAUUUUCCACCGUCUUGAACCUGGGAGCGGGGUGUCGGGACAGACGUCCUUGGGAAGUUCAUUGACUAUAGACAAACGUUUUUGACAGAUAGUUAAAAGAAGAGAAACAUAUUGAUUCCAUUGUUCCCCUUCGCAUCUAAAAGGAACAAAAUAUUGACUAAAUAUCUGAAAAAGGAAACUUUGUUGUUAGAUCUGCUUUAAAAAAAAGAAGAAGAAAAAAAGAGAUGGAUACAAAUAGAAGCUUUUUCCCCUAGAGGGAGCUUGCGAAACUGUUACUAAAUCUGAACUGGGGAGCUUUGCAGCUGCAAUAGAUUAAGAUCGUGGGACCAGACUCUGACCUUGUACAAGAAUGUACUUGGAGGCUCUGGUGCUUGCCUUCUGCAAGACAAGUGCUUUAUUGGAACAGUUACAUGAGAAGACGGAUUUGAUGACUGUUGCGAUCGGAAAUUUUGGACAGGCAGUGGGUACCUAUAUAGAACCCACUCAGGAAUUAAUCCAGGAGUGUGCUCUGACAGAUCAGAUGAGGGAGGAGGUUGUUGCUGGACCUCGGGAGGCAGAGAUGGAGGGAACUGUGGCCCAGCAGGAACAUGAGUUGUUGGAUUUGACGAAUGAACCUGGAAAAAGCCAGAUUUGGAGAGAUAGAGUCUUGUUUGGCUUGGAGAUGGGGGGCUGGAUAGACCCCCCUAUGCAGGGAUGUUUUGACCUUUCAAGUCUGGCUUUGGGCCGGGAGGAGUUCGGAGUUGUGGGGGCCCUUAACUUUGGAGGGAUCUUGAAACAUGCUUUUAAAUACCACAUGGAAUUCAGUGUUGACUAUGGAAAAGGGGCUGACCAGUCGAGAAGGGAUAAAAAUAUUGUCAAGCUGGAGUCUCCACGAGUGAAAGGAGCAGAAGACAAAGUAAAGUACAGGUAUAAAUAUGAAGAAGACCUGCGGAAGGGACAUGGAAGAGAUUUAAGAGCCUCGGACAUAAGGUUACCAGGUUGAUGAACUAGAUGGAUGGGAUAGAAAGGACUGACAAAACCCGAGACCAGGAGGAAGAGACGUUGGAUGAAGAUUGGAAGAAAGUUUUUAAAAAGAUUAUUUAGGAAAGUUUUGUAAAAUUAUUGAGUAUUAGAAAAAUGUUGGAACGAAAUUAUUUGGCUUUAGCAGAAAUUUUAAAAAGAAUUAUGUAAGAAUAUGUUAUGGUUAUGAGAAAUUGGUAUAAAUAAGAUUUAAGUUUUAAGUUUUAGGGUUUUUUAUGGCAAGAUAAGGUUAAUAUAGAUUAAGGUAAUUUAAUGACAGAAUAUUAUGAAAGAUGGAAAGGAUUUGCUGAGAUAAUUAACAACUAGAAUACAAAGGGAGGUGCGAGGAGGUCGAUGAAAUAAGGUAAUGACAGUUAAGGAUUUGAGAAUAUUGCAUCUGUUUUUAAUUUUUUUGUUUAUUUUUGCUUUUUGCUUUUGAUGUAUUAUGUGUUUUGCUUUUGCUUUUUGACUUUGAUUUUUAUCGAUUUGUAUUGUUUAAUUGUUACUUGUUUUUUUCCUUUUUUUCUUUGUUUCUUUGUAAUCUUAAAAUUCUCAAUAAAUAUCAUUUUAAAAUAAAUAAAUAAAUAAAUGCACAACAACUUCAUUGGGUUGGCAAAACUCUAGCUCUUUUCCACUUCUUUCCCUCUCCCUCUCUAUGUCAGCUCACCUCCUGGGAUUGGCUAAAGGUUUAAGUCUACUCAUGUAUGAGCAACUGCAGGUGAUGCAUACAUCUCACCUGAACUGAGGAACUGGUAAAUUUUUGUCACACUGCAGUGUGAUGAAGAAAUGCCAGAAAACUGGCUUUUAUACACUGGACCAGCAAAUGCUUUUUUAUUAUUAAUGGGUGUUUCAGUAAAUUGCAAGGAAGCAUGAUGUGACAGAAUUGUUUAGUUGCAUUCUAUCAACCCCCAUAGUAGGAAAGCAAAUUGGAGAGCAAUUUUGACUGGGAAAACAGCUGACAGAAGAAGAGUUCAGCAAACACCCCCCCCAGCCCCCAUCUGCUCCGUCAUGCUCACAACCUUCUAAGGCUGCUUUUCAUUAAAAAAAAAUAGAGACUAGUUACAGGCUUCUGUGCAUAACUUCUGGUUUUGGUCUUCAGAAACUGGUUCAGUUUCAGGGCAACUCCAAGCCAUAAACCAGUGCCCAAGCCAUAAAAAUUGUGCAACUCAUGCUGUGGUAAAUGAGCCUGAUGUAGCUGAUUGUUUAUCAGGAGUUUGAAGCUGGGAGGCGCCACCUUUUUCAAAACAUUUUAAAAAUCAGUCUUCAUGUUUUAUGUAGAGUGUGGUUUGAUAUUUAUUACAGUGGUACCUCAGGUUAAGAACUUAAUUCGUUCUGGAGGUCCGUUCUUAACCUGAUGGGGCCUCCCACUGCUGCUGUGCCACCCCCGUGCGAUUUCUGUUCUCAUCCUGAAGCAAAGUUCUUAACCCGAGGUACUAUUUCUGGGUUAGUGGAGUCUGUAACCUGAAGCAUCUGUAACCUGAAGCGUCUGUAACCCGAGGUACCACUGUAAUGUGAUUCUAUUAGUUGUUGUUUUUGUUAUUUUGAGAUCAUCACUGUACAAAGAUGGAAAUAGAGUUCUAUUUAAAGUGACUGCUUCUAAGGACUUGGGCCAGAAAAAGAUGUAUAAUACUUUUCAAGUUUUAAGUCAUAGCAUUUCUUCUAAAUGUUGGCGCAUGCUCUCAUUCCAGACAUUAGAAAAAAUAUUCGGGCGUCUCUAUAGGGCUAGCUCACCUUUGUUUUCUGAAUGAUGCCACCACCUUAACCUCAGCUGACUUUUUCCUCUAUAGGAUGCAAUUUGCUCUUCCUGUCAGAUUAAUCUUUUUGGUAUAAGCUGAACAGAAAUACCAAUCUACAGAGUUUCGGAAGCCCAAAUAAAUAGAAAUGUCAUGUGCAGGAAAAGGCUAUUUCCAGCUCAGCUUUUGUUCUCGUUUUUUGUUUUUCUCAAGAGUAAACGAAACUCUUUGGGCUUUGCAGAUAUUUAAAGUCACAGAUGAAUGCCUUCUGAGCAGCCCAUUUGACUCUCUCCCAUAGAACAGUUCUGGAUUAAAUGGGCUGUGGAUGGAAGUUUAAGCUGCUUAACGAAAUUAGAAAUAUUCAAGCAUCAGAAACAUAAGUACCAAUAGUUUAGAAUUUUGUUCUGGGCAUCUUGGUGCAUUCUUUCAUUAUCUUGGCCUUAAAAGCCCUCCCCAGCCUCCAUAACUCUGUAGAAGUAUUACAUUUGUGCAACACUGCACUUUUGGCACUCUUGUUUGUUAUUCAUCACUCCUUCCUAACUACCAUGCGCUUUUAUCUAUGCAAAAAUCUUCCAUUCUCUUCCUUGAAUUCCUCCUCAUGCCCCACAACAGAUGCUUAAUAUCCACUGGGAGCUAAAAGUCUCAAGCAUAUCAUUUUAUUUCUGUGGUGCAGUGGGACAGCGUGUCUUGCUGUUAACCAGAGGGUUGGUGGUUCAAGCCCACCCAAGGAUGACUGUGGACAGGAUUCCUGCAUUGCGGGGACCCUCAAGGUCCCUUCCAACUGAUUCUACGAUCAUUUUGUUUGCUUUUGGUGUCAUACACUAGGAAAAGCACUGCAUAUGGCUGUUGCAACUGUUUCGAUUCUGGUCUCAUCCUCUUAAUCUCUUCCGUCUAUUGGAAAUGAGAGGUGAAAGCUAAGAUGAGCUUCAAGUAUCUGUCAGGGUGCAGUAACUGUUUCCAGAUUUAAAUUCCUUUAAAAGCUAGGCCAGUUGCUACUUACUUGACCUUUGACUCAGCUCCUCUUAAAGUGCACUGAUUUUUGCACCAGCCUCUUUUCCUGGAAUAUAUCAUGAGAACAGUUUAUAGUGUUGGUAACAAGCCUUGAUUGGAAGUCUAUGUUUGAUGCUGCACUCCAAAGUUUGAUACAGUGGUACCUCAGGUUAAGUACUUAAUUCGUUCCAGAGGUCCGUUCUCAACCUGAAACCUCCUGCUGCCGCUGCACCGUCGGAGCACGAUUUCUGUUCUCAUCCUGAAGCAAAGUUCUUAACCCGAGGUACUAUUUCUGGGUUAGUGGAGUCUGUAACCUGAAGCGUCUGUAACCCCAGGUACCACUGUAUAGGCAGGCAGUAGUAGUAGUUGUUUCACCUGUAGAUUAAUUGGGUGUCUUUGAGGGAAUAAUUGAGAACUUGCAAAAUAAGUAUCUCCUGGUGACGGAGACACUGGAAAUUACUAAGUGUUUGGAGGGAUUUGAAAAGAUUGUCACUAAAAACCUGGUGUGAAUGGGUUUCGACACUUGCUUCAGUUAAAGAGCUGUUGUACAAACUGAAAGGGUCCAGAGAACUAACAAGCUUUGACUCGUUUUAUGGUACAUAGCAUAGCUUUAUUGCAUACAUCCAAUUGGGGGAUCAUGGAAGGCUUUGGAGAGACCUGCUUGAAAUGACUGCAAGAAAAUUUCAGCCCUUAUAGUAUAGCUCAUUUGGUAGAGCACCUUAGGGUUGUGGGUUUGAGCCCCAUGUUGGAUGAAAGAUUCCAGCAGGGGUUGGACUAGAUGCCCCUCAUGAUUUCUUCCAGUGCUACAUGAUUCUGUGAAUACACCACCAUCACUGCCUAACACUUGUAAUUCAUUGUUCUAUGCAACUGAUUUUUUAUUACCAUUGUUUUCUUGCGUGUAAAAAUUGGUAUUUUUGUAUGGUUGUUUGUUGCAAGGUUUUUAAUUGUCUUUUUAAAAAGAAGAGCUCACUUUUCUUGUGAUGUUCAGAUUUGUUGGCGGGGAGAGUUCCUGCCUCUUAAUUGAAAUCGUGCCUUCCCCAUCUGGUAGAUUUGUGUUGUGGAGCUGGGGCUCAGUGGUGUAGUGGUAAUUUUAAGUGCAGAAUAGCAUACUGACAGUCCCCAUAGCCAUGUUCCCAAGGUGAGCUCAUAGCCAUGCUCAACAGAAGUGAACAAGAAUGCAAGCAGCUGUGUGUGUGUGUGUGUGUGUGUGUGUGUGUCUAUAUCAGGCUUUCUCAACCUCAGCCCUCCAGAUGUUUUGAGACUACAUUUCCCAUCAUCCCUGACCACUGGUUCUGCUAGCUAGGGAUCAUGAGAGUUGUAGGCCAAAAACAUCUGGAGGGCCGAGGUUGAGGAAACCCGAUCCAUAUCUAUAUAUAAACAUAUAUACUUGCCACUCAAGAGAAGCACUGCAGCACAUAGUAUGAUACCCAAAUCAUUAGGACAGGCUGACUAUUGUAGAAUAAACUGGCAAAGGUGUUAGGAUGUUGAACCCUACCCCAUAGGGUUGUUAUGAGGGCAAAGAGGGUUGCUCCUCUCUCAGGUAUAUUGCUGUGGUGCUCUCAAAAAUAAAUGCCAUCGCUCCUUCUGUGGAAAAAGACCUGGAACUGUAUUUUCCCUUGUUCCUUCUUCACAACACCACUGCUUGGGAGAGCUACAUUUUAAGUGUUGAAGGAGAAUUUGGCUCUUGAAGCAAGUUUGCAAGAGCUGCUGGGAAAGAUUCAGUUUUCAAGUGGGCAGCUGGAACCCUCUGAGCCAGCAGAUCUGCUAAUGGGUAAGCCACCCAAAAUGGCAGGGUUACCAGCCAGCCUACCUGCCCAUCAGGUGGUUUGAGGCAGCUGCUGGAGAAACAAGAAGACAUGGUGGCUUCUGGGAAAAUCUUGCUUCUGCUGAUCUAAAAAAACUGUUGCAAAGCACAUACCUUAUGACCUCCAUUAAGACCACAUUUCUCAGCUAUCAAACUGUCAGGAGCUUAUUUUAAUAUGAAUUCAAUUGUAGACCAAAUCUAAUAAUUGUGUGCUCCCCCUCCCCCUUCUCUCUUUCCAACAGGAUUAUUUUUACCCGGGAUAUUUGGGUGAGUUGCAGUGAUACCCUUUGCUUCGUACUAUUUUGUUGUCACUUUCUAGGCACAGUUAAUAUCUGCCCCAAAAUGUGCCGUGUAACAGAGCACAUCUCUUUAUCUUAAAAGAGAUCAAGUUGCUGAUUCUGCUUUUUCAAAAAGAGGCACAUUUUAUUUGCCUACAAUUACAAAGUAAUACAGUUAUAAUGACUGGCUAUUAUUCAGAGAAUUGUGACCCUUCAAAAUCUGACUAUUACCCUAUUAAAUUUGUGUUGAACAUGUAAACACUAGAAUCUUCAAAAAAACUAUAUUCUGUUUUGAGUAAAUUCUUCAGAUUCCCCUCCCCCCAAACUAGAUUAAUCACAGGUCCUAAUAAACUUUAGCACAUCUGCAUUUCAAAGCAACAAUAUAUUUUGACAAAAUUAAUAAUGUUUAUAGCAUUCAAAUUGUGUUUUUUCUAAUAAGGCAGUUGUAGUCUAAAUAGAACAAACAAACAAGCAAACAUGCUGAAUAGAAUACCAGGAAAUCAGAAGUUAGUUAAUAUGCCAACUUGCUUAACGAUGUUUGUUUUUGUUCUUCAGGAUGUAUUAGGAGGUAUGGGUCACCAUAUACAAGAAAUCCAAAUUUCCAUACAUGUGUGCAUAGUAAGUAUUUUUCAUAUUUCUAUCUUACUAAAGGAAUACAGUAUUGUUGGUUGUUGGCUUAGGUGAAGAGCAAGUCGAGUCCGUGUGAAUAUUGUCCAAUGCUCCUUAUAAUUCUUCCCAUCAGACUUCCACUUUGUUCCAUUGGAUAAACUAUUGCCUGUAUUUGAAUUUCAUAAUAAACUAUGGUUAUGGUGGGCAAUGAUAUAGUGGAGAAGGAACAUGGAGGAGUGAAGCUCUGGUACUUUGUCAUUAGUGAUGGCAUCAUCUGCUGGAGCAAGCUUCAUCACUUGUGUAAGAUCUGCCAGGAUUAGACAACGGCUCUUCCCUGCAUGUGAUCCCUUUGUGAGGUAGGCUAGGAUCAGCUGGCCCAGUGUUACCCAGUGAACAAAAAUUUUCGCAGCAUGCUAAUCCCUGCACCAACCUUUGCCAGCUCACUUUUCUAUAACGCGGGUGGCACUGUGGUCUAUACCACUGAGCCUCUCUUGAGCUUGCUGAUCGGAAGGUUGGCGGUUCGAAUCCCCACAACAGAGUGAGCUCCCAUUGCUCUGUCCCAGCUCCUGAGCCUAGCUGUUCGAAAGCAUGCCAGUGCAAGUAGAUAAAUAGGUACCACUGUGGCAGGAAGGUAAACGGUGUUUCCAUGCACUCUGGCACUCGUCACUGUGUUCCGUUGCACCAGUAGCGGCUUAGUCAUGCUGGCCACAUGACUCAGAAAUCUGUCUGUGGACAAACGCUGGCUCCCUUGGCCUGAAGCGAGAUGAGCGCCGCAACCCCAUAGUCACCUUUGACUGGACUUAACCAUCCGGGGUUCCUUUACCUUUUUUUUACCUUUCUAUAACAGUUGGGUAUAAAACCAUGUUUUGCUGCUUUGUAGUAUAUAGAUAGAAUGGAUCAAGAGACCUACCUGCUUGGUCUCUUUGGGGAGGUGACUAUGGGGACUGUCAAGAUAAGUUCAUGCGCUUCAAAAUUCCACACUGUGCCAUAGGUGACAGGAAUAAGUCUAACCUCCCUCCAACCCCCCCCAAAGAACCCCUCUCUCUGUCUCCUUCCCCCAUUCUUCUGUGGUCCAAGUAUGAGGAACUAUUGGGAAACCUCUAAGUUCUGAUUUUUCAGUUCAUCACAGUUUAGCAUUGGACCUGAGGAGGACAACAAGUGGAAGUUCAAUGGUGCAGCCAAGAGUGCUUGCACUAUAGCAAAAUUACUGUAUUUUUCGCUCUAUAAGACUCACUUUUUCCCUCCUAAAAAGUAAGGGGAAAUGUGUGUGCGUCUUAUGGAGUGAAUGCAGGCUGCGCAGCUAUCCCAGAAGCCAGAACAGCAAGAGGAUUGCUGCUUUCACUGCGCAGCAAUCCCUCUUGCUGUUCUGGCUUCUGGGAUUCAGAAUAUUUGUUUUCUUGUUUUCUUCCUCCAAAAACUAGGUGCGUUUUGUGGUCUGGUGCGUCUUAUAGAGCAAAAAAUACGGUAUUUUGCUGAAUGGAGUCCAUAGUGAUUCAAAUAUUUUCUUACCUUUCAACGGUGCCUCAUCUCCAUCCAGUGUAAUGCCAUUGCAAGAAGGUCUUGGGGGUUAAGAAACAAGAAGGGAUUCACCGACCUCCUUGCAAUGGCAUUACACUGGAUGGAGUCGAGGCACCAUUGCAAGGUAAAUUGAGGGAGAGGCUUCUGAUUGUUGGAGUGCUGCUGGGCCCUCCAGGAUCACAGUGGAGGGCAUCCAAGCAAAAUAAGCAAAGCAAGUUUUUUAAAAAAGUUAAAUUGCCAAAUUUCUGUGGAUAUUGGGAGGCCAGAACCAGCCUGUAGGGCUCAAGUUUUCUACCCCUGAUAUACAGAAUUGUAGCCUAAGUGUCUUAUUACAAUCUGGUUAAACAGGCCAUGUAAUCCUGUCAAACGUAGGGAGUCUUUCACUAAAUGACAUGCAGCCUACGCUUCAUUUUAUCUUUCAAGAUCAGAACCCAUUAACAUUGUGAAAGAUUCACCUAAAAGUUAACAGAUGUGGCUGUAACUUAAUUCUGGGAUGAAUAUGCAAAAUCUCAGCAAUUGCUGCCUACAAAACCCUUUUUAUUCAAUGCAGAAUAACCCUUUUUGCAGUGAUUUUAGAACUGCUCUGCUAUCAGUGCUCAGUCGUGUGGUUGUGCUACAAAGUUCCAGCUGCAGGUUUUUUUGUGGUCACCAUUUAGUAUCUGUAGCAGUGACAGCUCUUCCUCCAUUCAUUGCCACUGCCAUCUACCACCAUGGAUUGGGCCCAGGGGGAGAGUGUAGAUAAGUAAUACGGCAGAUGCAGAGCUGAGUUGACUUGGGCUGUUAUGCUGACCUGAAACCAGACUAUGUGUGGCCAGGUGGGCUUUUGGGCCUGAGAGGACAGUAAGAGGAGGUGAUGAGAAGUGGUUAGCUUCUACAUUAAAAAAAAUACCAUCACAAUCAUACCAUACCCCCUUGUUAGUGUUAGAAACUCAGAUAUAUAAGCUAGGUGCCAAAUGGCUCCUUUAACCAGGGUUACAGUCACCAAAACGUAAUGCCUAGUUGCCAUUUUGGGGCCAGACGACUUGAAAGUUGUAUUUUUCAAUAUGACUUUUUGGUUCCUGACACAGUUUUCUACUGUUGUCCAUCUUUACAACCUGUAAAUUUUUUUUGCUAGACAGUGUAACGUGCUUAGGGGGACAGAGUGCCUGGCUCUAAUUGAAGAGGUUGGCAAGCAUUGUAAAUAUAUACAUCUUAAUACUUCAGAUGGGAAGGAAAAAUAGAACACACUAGGUUCUAUUUUUCUAUUGCGAUGAAAGAAAUCAACAAAUUAUUUGUGUGCUAGGCAGAUGGCAUGGUGGGGGCUGCGCCAUUUGCCUGACACAAUUGCUGCUUGUAUUGAGCCAAAGGUGAACUGCUGCGGAAGCUCCGCUAGUGCCAUCUUGGUAGUCAAGAUAACCCCACAAUUAACUGGUAGUAGUUGUAACCAUGAGGUCAUGUAUGCUUAUAUUCACUUGCUUUGAUAUGAGCUAAUUGGCUUGUUUGAUGUUAUCCUUAUCUGUGGGCUUGGGGUGCUGGGCUCUGAGCCCAGAAAGGAGAGCUAUCUGUACGAUGUGGCUCUUUGCCACCUAUGCUCUUAUCAGGCCAGGUGAAGUGAUGGGGAGUCCUGGCCAAAGUGACACAUGCUGCUUUGUGUAUAAAGAAUGUAUGAACAUUUGCUUGGGUGCGGGCAAGCCAUCUCCUUGCUGUAGUAUCCGUCCCGUGUUUCUAAAGGCUGGGAGACUUGGCAGGCUGAUUUGCUGUAAGUCUAUACCUAGCACUAGAACUUGAUCACUCUGAUGUUUUUGACAUCCUUCUUUGGUAUCCCUGCACCCAAACGCUCCCAUGAGCUGUCCUGCAGUUCAGGGCAUUGCUUCGUAUUGAGAUGGGAAACAAUGAGGUAGCAGUGAGGUCAGUGCAGUGCAAAUGUGCUGGCUAGAGUGCUGGCAUGUUUGCACUGCACUGACCUCACUGUUGCCUUCCUCCUCCCGCCUUUCCGUUGUGAUAUACAACAGCAGCAGAGAUCAGGAAAGCAACAUGACCCCACCCCACUGUCCAUUGCUGGUACUAGGGUCCAAUAUUCUUUCAUAGUAUUUCAAGGUGUGGUUAGCACUAGGCCUGGGUGAUAUAUUGGUAUAUUGAUGUAUAUUGAUAUAUUGCCCAGGACCAGUAUGUGGGGGCAGACCGCUGUGACAGCUUCACUCAGCAGUAUAUCGCUGGUGAAACUGUCACUGCUCUUGAGUCCCUCUGCCUCCAGUGCACUGAGGGAGAAACAAGCUAGUUGGGAGCUGGAGGCAGAGGGACUCAAGCAGCGGCGCUUUCACCAGCGAUAUGCCAUCAUAUUCUUCCCCGGCUAAGAGAGAAUCAAGCUGAAUCAGCGAGGUGCUUGGCUAUCUCCGCUUGGUCUGUCUUCGGGGAGUGGGGGGCAAGCGGGCAAGGUAGCUUGCCCACUCCCCAUGCCAGCGAAGGCAGAGGGAGCUUGGCCAAGGAGUCCCAAGGUCCUUGCUGCUCCACCACAAAUGGCAGGGGUCUCAGGGCUGGCUCCAUUGGGGGCAGGAGCUCUCCUGCCCCACAGCAGAGCCUGGCCAUGGGGCCUCAGGGCUUGCUCAGCUGGGGCCAGGAGCCUUUCCACCCCCGGGCUGAGCAGCAGGCUGGAGCCAGCUGUAUUGGCCACAGCCCAUGAGGCGCUGGGGUGAAGCCACCUCAGCUCCCAUGAUGAGAGCUGCGGUGGUUUCACCCAUCAUCUCGCUGGCUGGGGUCAAUGCAGCUUUUUUCAACGUUGUGGUAUUUUGCCAAACAUCGUGGUAUUUCGCCAAAUGUUUGACUGGCGAUACACUGUGAUGUUGAAAACCCAGCAUCGCCCAGCCCUAGUUAGCACUAUCAGAAGCUUCUUGUAUGUGUGUACUAAGGACAUUAAACACAUUGCUGGAGAGGCUGGGAUAAUGAGAGUGAGCUCUCUUGGUAUGGUGGUCACCUUUACCGUUGAAAGUAAGAGUGAAGCAGUGAAAGCAAAGAUAUCCAAAGCACUGUGGAAAGAAAUCCUUUGGAAGGUAAGAGAAAGGUGAGAUGAUUGGAUAUGGAAGGCCUGUAGCAUGCUAACUUUUUGACUAGCUAUGUGCAGUGUUAGAAACUGAGAUAUGAAAGCUAGGAGCUAAAUGGCACCGUAAACCUAGUUUUUGGGUGCAGCAACGGAUUGUCUAGGUGUGGGGGUUUUUGUAACAAGAAUACAAAGCUGAAAAUGAAUGAACUGCAGCGAAAAUAAUAUGUUCAUUUACCACAUGGUCUAGUCCUUUCCCUGCCCACGCCCCUACUAUUCUUCAGAGGGUCUCUUCUACAGUCUUCAGAAAGUAGCUAGAAGUAGGGAGGCAGAAAAGGGUCCUCCUUUCCUUCCACUCUGGAGGUUUAAUCUGAAAUCUUAAGCGCAGUACUGCACCCAGAGCUCAGAAAUCCGUGUCGCAAAAUGCACCUAGAACUAUGGGAGUUUAACACUGCCCAUGUGCAAAAUGUCUCUGUUCAGAGGAGAACAAUGGGCAUAUAUUGUUUGGAAAUGAGGCUAAGAAUGGGAGUGGUGACCGAGCAAUGGAAAGCAUGGUUUAAAGAAUACCAUCUGCUGAGCAAGAGGGAAGAAGAAUAGAACAGAUGCAGUGUUUUUCCUGUGCGUGAAAAAUGCUUCACAUAACAUUUAUCUUAACAACAACCACCUGUAAAGUUGGGUAUGUAAAGCUAUGAACUCGCUAGGUUGCCUAAGGCAAUCUGUUGUCUCUCAGAUCCUGGCAGGGAACCUCUUACUUAGAAAUGCUUAUGCUGUGCCUGAGAGAUAGCAAGCCUGCCUAAGGCAACAUAUUGAGUUCACAGGGUACAAACAAGAAACCUCGCAGCAUGCAUUCUUGGCUAACAGAUUUAUACAAGGAAAAGAGACGGACUGAGGACUGGUGUGGGCAUCAUAGUAAAAGGAUGAUUAGAAUCCCUUGUCCUUUGCUACUAUUGUUCUUAACACUGGCAUAGCUGACACACAGAUCUCACCCAUGGUAAGAUUUAUGCCUGAAAUGAAUGAUGGGAGGUGGUAGGCAUGAUAAUUAGUCAAGAGGAAAACUUAGGGUUCCUUGCUAUGUCUGUGCCAUAGAGAUACAUAGAAGUUAGAAUAGUAUAGAACUCCUGGCUUUCUGAUUUAUGUGGGAUACUUACUUUAAGAGGAGAGUAAAGUGCAACUGAACAGGAAACAACAUAAUAUUCUUCAAAUGAGUACUGACUUGGCAAAGUGGAGGUGGCAGCUUAGCUUGGUUUAAUUUUACUGCAGCCAAAGGAUUUUUGUGUGCUUCUGUGGGAUCUGUUUUGCUGCAUUGGCUGUUUUCAAUAUGACUUUGUGAAUAUCUCAAAUGGUUUAGACAAGUAAGCACUAUUAGCAACAUUUCACCUGAAAUAUUUGAAUACCAUGUUACAUCACUGCUCUACUGUCUUGUCUGCAUCUUGAUGAUACAGGUAUUUGCUGCAUUACAGUGCAGACCUGUGGCUGCCGAGUUGCAUUCCACUGAUUAGAGAGACUGUGAUAAUUCACGAAGGCUUCACUAGAGAAAGCUCAAAUGUGCGGUUUGGGAGUGCUCCUGUAUCCUGCCUCCAACUAUAUCUUUCUUCAAGGUCUUGCUUACUAUUACAUACUUAGAAGACUUUGUGAUGGGGAUUGUCUUUGCCUUCAGUAAGGCUUCUUUUGUUUUAGUGUUUAACAGUCUUAUUGUAGAGACGUUUUCAAACAGUACAGUUUAUGGCUUUCAAGAUUUUAGCGAAUAUUAUAGGUAUGCUUCCCUUUGGCAGAGGAUAGUCACAUGCCACUCCUUAAGAAUUAAGCGUUCUUUCCUCCCUUUCUUACAACAGAACAUUCUGCUACAACUCAAGAUAAGUUCCUAUCUCCAGAAGAAGAAUUCCUGGAGCUCUGUCUUGUUAGGCUUAGGACAUAACAUAUAUAAUGAUUAUUAAUAAAUUGUAUACCAUUUCUGCAAUUAAUGUUUUUUCUUCCAGAAUGAUGACUUCAAGUCAGAAUGGGCAAAGUAAAUGGUUGCCACAUUUUUUUCUUUAAAGAGUGAGCUCUCCAGGACAAUAAUUCAUUUAGCUUGGCAAGUGUAUUAACUUUUCUGUAAUUGAGCAAAUUGCCUAGAACAGUGGUUUUUAACCAGUGUGCCGUGGCACCCUGGGGUGCCUUGAAGGAUGGUUAGGGGUGCCAUGGGCAACUCUCUUCCCCUCUUUCCUUCCCUGCUUCCUCUGAUGCCCUCUCAUGUCUCUGCCUCCUAAAGGCUUGCACAGUUGUUUGUUGCAGCUGCCCUGGCUGCAAGCUUCCCAAGCAAAUGGUGCCUCUGGGACUGGCCAGGGGGUGCUGGUUGCUAGGAGCUGAGGUGGCCUUGGGAGUAAGCAAGCAAGUGGGUGAGGGAGCCAAACCAGCUAGUCUGCCAGCCCUUGCUUUUGGGAAUGGACAAGUAGGAGGCUAGGCAGGCAGGCACUGUGCGGGCCUUUCUUGUGCUUGCUGUGUGCAAUGCCUGCCAGGGAGCUGAGUGCCCAGUCCUGAAAGGGAGCCUUUCCACCAUGCAGGCCCAGCAGUGCCCACUGCUGCCUCCCAAAGUAAGUUACUAACCUCACAUUCACCUUUGGCCCCUCUCCGCUGGGCCACUAAGGCUGGGGGCAUCUUCUUCCCAGCCCCUGUAAGGCAGUGUAAGGAGGCAGCUCUCUUUGGGGCAGGGAGAGCAGCUCAGACCAGGGGCAGUGGCGGUGGCUGCCCAGAGGACUCCCAAGGAGAGGGGAGAGGAGGCUGAGGAAACCCUCCACAAGGGAGGGUGUUUGAAAAAGGGUGAGAGGCUGCCAGCUCUGCAGGCAAGGGGUGACAUAACUGGGCUCCUGAGCCCCACAGGGGUGCUGCAGAAAGUAUGCAGUUGGUCAAAUGAACUGUGGACUCCAAAAGGUUGAAAACCUCUAGUCUAAAACACAGUGUCUUGUGGCAAUGCAGUGCUGCCAUCUUUCUUUACAAAACAAUGCUAAUAACUGCCUCCUUUCUCCACCAGUUUUUGUUUAUAGAGGCAACCAAUGCAUUUGCCACCUCCAGAAUUUGUUUGAAUGGUAAUAGCAAUAUUGUCUUAAAUAAUUUGAUUCCAGGGUAAAAGUUUUAUGUGGUGUGUUUUCAACCCUUCCCUCCAUCCCCAGAUUUGCCAAAUCAGUGUUUGCCUAGUCCGUGUCAUAAAGACGGUACGAAAACAUGUGACGACUUGAAAGGCGGAUUCCUUUGCCGCUGCAGACCAGGCUGGCAAGGAGAAAGAUGCAAUGAAGGUAAGUCUUGUUCUGUGCUGCUUGUGGCUGUGUGUUCACGAUGAGGAUAAUGAGAUGGCGAAUGGUUGCGGCUCAGUGCAGAUUCUUUGCAUGCAAACCUUCCCAGGGUCAAUACUACUACUACUACUACUACUACUACUACUAAUAAUUUAUUUAUUUAUAUGCUACCCACCUGACUGGGUUGCCCCACCCACUCUGGACAGCUUCCAGCAAAUUUAAACAUCAAACAUAGUAAAACAUCAAACAUUAAAUAUUUCCCUAAUCAGAGCUGCCUUCAGAUGUCUUCUAAAAGUCAGGUACAGUUGUUAAUUUCCUUGGCAUCUGGUGGGAGGGCGUUCCACAGAGCAGGUGCCACUACCAAGAAGGCCCUCUGCCAGGUUCCCUGUAACCUCACUUCUCGCAAUGAAGGAACUGCCAGAAGGCCCUCGGAGCUGAAUCUCAGUUUCCAGGCUGCACGAUGAGGCUUGAAAUGCUCCUUCAGGUAUACUGGGCCAAAGCUGUUUAGGGCUUUAAAGGUCAGCCCCUACACUUUGAAUCAUGCUAGGAAAUGUUCUAGCAUCUGUAGGUAGUGGUGGAAAAGACUCCACUCUGAAAUCCUUGAGAGUUGCUGGCCGUCGGUGUAAAUCAGGGGUAGUGAAUCCAUCUCCCAUGUGACAGAUGCAGUCCCCGUGGCUUCUCCUUACCCUGCACAGAAAUUGGGCUUGAAAACAACCUUUCAUGGACACCAAAAGGAGGCUUUUUUCUAUGGUGCAGGGUGAGUUUCGGAGAUGAGUGUCUACAGCUGGGGUGGGAUAAGUUUACCCUCCCCUCUCAUGCACUCCAACUUUUCUGCUGAAAACCCCCCUUUCCCACAUGACAGUGAAGUUUGAAAACAGCCAUCUACUGCGUCUGCAGCACCGAAGUGAAUACACCCAAUAUUUAUCCUUUCUUUAUUUCCAGAUAUUAACGAAUGUGCCGAGCAGAAUGGUGGCUGUAGACAUAUCUGUUACAACACGCUUGGCAGCUAUCGCUGUGCUUGUAAUAAUGGGUUUGAACUCAUGGAUGACAAUAAAAGUUGCAAAGGUAAGAUGUGAGUACAGAGUAAAGCUUAAACCACUUAACAUGAACUUCUUCAUGCAUGUUGGUUCAUUCAUUCACUCCUUUGCUGAUUUAAGGCAAACUGAUAGUUUGCUGAUUCAGAAGAAAUGCCAAACUAGGAUUUGCAUCAAACCAGGAAAGGAGGAAUGCCAGGAGCAAGGAAGCAAGCGGAAGAGGAGGAAGCAUGUGUUACAUCUGAACUGCCACAAUGAUUUAAGCUCCCUUUUGUGGGAAUUGAACAUUUAGCAGAGUUUUGCAGAAGAGAGCCCUGGAUUGUUUGACCCUUUAAUUUGUUCCCUCCUGUAAAAACUACACGAGACUCUUAAAGUUUAAAGAACAGAUAACUUUUACUUAGUGUAGUUGCAGAUACAGAUUAAAUAUACUGUGCGGGUGGAUAUUUCUUAAAUUGCUAAUACAGGGUGCAUAAACAGUUACAGACUAUUCUACUCCGAGGCAGAAAGCAGCACAACAUAGCAUAGCUGCUGUAACAGUUAAAGACUGUUCAAGUAACUGCCGUAACUGAACCAACUGCCAUAACUGAACCAACUGCCAUAACUGCCACAGAGCAUAUGACAUCACAGAGUUCUACAGCUCUUACAAUUAACCCUUUACAUGUGGUGUUCUUUUUGGAUGCUAACACCCCACACCCUUAUGUACUAUGGGGCUAUGAUUGUUUCAUUUUGUUGUUAGUCAUGACUCCAGUGCUUUUCCAGAAGCCUACUGCACAAACACCAUUGGAAUGAGUGAAAGCUCGAUAACAUCAACGUUAUAUGACGAUUGCCCCCGAGAGGCAUAGCCAUGUUGGCCUGUCGUAGCAAAAAUAGGGGGAGUGGGGGAAGGUGAUGAGAUAAGACAGGGGAGGGGAUAUAUUGAUUUAAAAUGUAUUGUAUUGUAACUUUUGAAUAAUUUUUUAAGACAAUUUUAUUCUGCACAAGCUGUUCAAGUGAACUCUUUUGCAUCUGAUAAAAUGGGUUCUAAUCCAUGAAAGACAAAUCAACAAUACAUUUACCAGUCUUGGUGCCACAGGACACUCCGUUCUCUUUAUUAGCAUGUUGCCACUGACGGCUAAAUUGAACUGUUGCUAAUACUCCUUAGUUUCUUACAACUAUGGCUUAAGAUUCCAGUACGAAAAGCCAAGUGUGCAUGUCUAGGCAUGUCUGUAGUUAUACCACAGAACUGUCCAGCACCAUAGCAAAGUGGUGAUUCACAAAGGAUUUGCAUGUUGGGUUGUGCCAGAGUGCCCCAGCUAACCAGCCUCCUUUGACUCUGAAAAAUAGUGCCUUGUGAAGUGUAGAUUUUCUUAGUUUUUCUAUAUAUUGCAUUGAAUUAGCUCAUGAAAUAAGAGUUGAGUUUGGAAAUGUAUGAAUAUUUCAACAAUAUUUGGUGGGACUCUUCCUUAGAAUUAUUCAAGAAAUAGUUAACAGGUGGCUAAGUAGCUGUAAGACUGGGGGUUUCUUUCCUGCCUAUGUUUUUAGUAAACUAUGUAAGACUUCUUGUCUUUUCAACAGAGUAAUGCUGUUGUAGUCUGCAUAUGGGAAAAACCCUACUCUGUACCCAUUCUCUUUUGGCAGCCGUUCUAACCUGGUGCCUAUCAGAUGGAUAAGCACACACAUGCACACAUAUAUCUACAAUUCCCAUCAUCCCUGACUCUUGGACAUGGUGGCUCAAGCUACUGGGAUUUGUAGCCCAAAAUAUCUGGAGGUACUAGGUUGGGGAAGGUUGUCCUAUAGCGUAAGUUUCACUUGGUGGCUUCUAGAUGUUGCCAAACUACAACUCCCACCAUCCCUGGCCAUUGACCAUGCUAGCUGGGGCUGAUGGGAGUUGCAGUUCACGUCUGCAGUUCCAGGAUCAGCUCUAUUAAACACACAUUUUUAAAUCCAGACCAAGAGAGUGGAAGGGAGUGCAGGUGACAUCAUUUUUCAUGUCCUGCUGUGCAAACAAAGGUCAUAUAUGCUUCAUGUUCUCGUUCACAUUAGUAUGCAAUAGCGAAUUUGGAGAUGAAUCUGCUCAAGAUCUGUGCACAUGAUUCCAGCAAUAGAAUCACAUGCAGAAGCAUCCUCCCGUGUGUGUGUGUGUGUGUGUGUGUGUGUGUGUGUUACUGGAUUGAAAAGGCUUUGAAAAUAUGUUUUCAUUUUUUCCUCAGCAAAACAAACAAUUUGUCAUUUCCUAAUUCUGUGAUCCUUUUUGUCCCACAAAUUCUGACCUUACUUUAUAUUGCUGUCACAUUUUUCCUGUGAUUUUUUCCGAUGUUUCCUCUCUCAAUAAUGUGGUAGCAUUUUACCCAAGGUGCUAUACGGCUUACAAAACAGCAGCUUCUGGUUUCUGGGAAGACUGAAGUCAUUUCCUACUUCUAUUAUUCAGUUGUAACAAUGGAAUGAGGAUUGACUCUGGACCAAGAUGGAACUUGGGAACGAUAGGCAUUGAAAGAAUGUUGACAUUCUGAUUAUUGCUGUUGAUUUUUGUUCCUUUUCAGAUAUAGAUGAAUGCACAGUAUCACCAGGCAUCUGUGGAGAAGCUCAGUGUAAAAACGUGAUAAGCUCUUAUUCAUGUGUCUGUGAUGAUGGCUAUGUUUAUGAUGAUGUCAGAAAGGUUUGUGAAGGUUAGUAGAUGGAAUUAAUUCCACAAAGAUAAUUCUGAGGCUUGAUGGAUUGCUGUCAUAAAUUCCCCCACCCCCCCGGAUACUUAUUUUUAAGUCUUUAGGGCAGUGAUUCCCAAAUUCCUCCCUCACCCCCAACCACUUGAAAAUUUCUGGUGGUCUUGUUGAACCUCUUUUUUGCCCUUUGUAGCAAUCAUAAUGUGGGGUGCAAGAUGUGGUAUGAGUUUUAAUUCUCUUUGUAUUGUUUCUUUUAUUUCAUAUGUUGCAUUUUUUAUAUUACAGUGUGCACUCCAAAGAAUUCAAACUAAUAUAAUAAAAUGCAAUAUAAGAAAUAAAAGACAAUUAAAAUAUAGUUUAAAAUCCAUGUGAAUAUGUAAUGUGGACAGUGCUGCGUACCACCUGUAUGAAUCAGUGGUCCGUGAACUACAGUUUGGGAACCCUUGUAAUCUGAGUCUUCCCCUUGCAGAAUGCCAAUACAUAACCAACAAUGAGUCUUGGAAGGUUCCCCUGGUGGACAAAAUUAACAACCAAUUUUAGCCCAAAAAUUUUUCAACAAUCUCAGUGGAAUACUCUCCACUUGGGUGGAACUAGGGUGACUAGGGGGAACUUGGUAUUAUGAAGCAAUCCCUUUUGCAUAAUGUUAUAAACAUACUACGGAAUUUCAGAGAUCAGUAGAUGGAAUAGGACAAACUGAAUCAUAUUAACAUCCUGGCCAUGCUUUCUAUGCUUUCACUAACCCAUUUUCUAGCACUGAUCUUGGAGUGUGGCAUUCAUUCCUGGAUCUCAAAAUUAGUAUCCUCAGUUUCGCCUCUGAUCCAUUUAUGUUUCAUCCACAAUUUUACGGUACAGGCAGAACCCAACCAAAUGAUUCAUUGGAGAAGUGUGAGAUUAUAUAGAAUUAGGGACUUUUAUGACAAUGGCAUACCCCUAACAGGUGAACAACUGUCAACAAAAUUGGGGAAGAAGAGGGAGUGUUGGCUUUAUAGGCACCAGAUCACCCACUUUGUCACCGCCCCAAACUGUCCUUUCCCAAUCCACCAGACCCUUGACUCCAUUCAGAAUUGUAAUACUCAUUGCCACUCCAGAGUCCCCCCAAAAUGCUGUCUGUCAUAUAUGAAAUUAUUGAUGAUAUUAAAGCAGAACACCUUGAGUGCCCUGUGUUCCCCUCCACCUGCCCCAGAGGGAAUAAGACAUGCUAGAUAUUACUUCUGGACAACAGUUGUUAUUGUUGUUUUUAAGCCUAGCAUAUUAAAAAGGAAUGUAAGAAUCUGCGUCUCUGCUUUCUCCAUUGUUGCUGGAGUAUAGAUGUGGACGAGUGUGAACAGAAAUAUUGUGAGCAAGCAUGCGUCAAUUUGCCAGGAAGUUACAGCUGCCACUGCAAUGGAAGAGGUGGAGUAAAACUUUCCAAGAACAUGAACACCUGUGAGGUAGCUUUCUUACUUCUGUUCAACGAGAUAAGAACGAAAGAAUGCAGUCCCAAAGCUUUGAAACAACUCUUUACAAAGGGGAAUAGUCCAACUGGCUCAGACUCCUUAAGACUGGAGGCAAACCCAUUAAAAUACCAGCAUAACUUCAAAAACAGUGUGUGCCUACAGUGGAUUUCUGUUCCUGGAAUGCAAUUAACUUGGUAUUUGUUGCCUGCUUUCUCCUCCCUCCCCUUAAUUCUCAAAAGGAAAUAUUAAAUAGGAACAUAGGAAGCUGCCAUUUUUCAGAGUAUGUUGUUUGUUUAUCUAGCUUAUAAUUGUCUAUUCUGCUUGAGAGCAGCUCUCCAGAGUUUUCACCGGACAUGCCAGGGUUUGAACCUGGGACCAUCUGCAUGUGCCCGCUCACUGAGCUGCAUCAUAAUCAACUUAUUCUUCUUUAGCUGCGUCUAAACAUACAUUUCUAUGCCCAGACUCAGUGUGGAAGUGGGUGACUGCUUAAUCUGCAGUUACUAACUGGAAUGAGGAGGGAUUGUUGGGAGUGGACUCAUCUAUAUAGCUGCAAAUAAAACGUUUUAGGUGUGUUGUAAAAUGUGAUAUAUAAAUGUGACACUAGAUAGCAAUGGUGAACUAUGGCAAAGUCAAUAUAUAUUUUUCAAAACAUUUUUUAAAAAAAGCAUUUUCACAGCGUUUUUUAUAUGUGUGUAGAUUCCACCUGUGUGACUGUAGUCCCCUGGUUACUAUUGGACAGUUGCAGUGGCAUUGAAUUAUCAGUGUUUUGAAGAUAAAAGAAAUCAAAGAAAAUCGCUGUUUCUAAACCUUGUCUUAAAGUUUUAUGUGUGCAUAUGUGUGAUUUGCUUUUCUCCCUGCAGGACAUUUUGCCCUGUGUAUCUUUCGCUGCUGCAAAAAGCGUUAAAUCCCUCUAUCUUGGAAGAAUGUUUAGUGGCACACCUGUUAUCAGACUACGUUUUAAAAGAAAACAACCAACGCGGUGAGAAUCCAUUUUUAAUUAAAGAGGAAAGGUCUUUUCUAAACACAUGCUAAACUGGGGGAUAGGUAUGGGUCAAAACAGAUGAUCUUUCCAUGACCAAUAACUUGCUGUCACUAUUGCAGACAGAAUUCUAGAAAAGUAUUUGUGGCUACAGACAGACAGUAUAGUCUUUUGUAGGCAUCAGUCAUGACACUUGCAGUCCUAUGUCACAAUAACGUAGUGUUCAUAAAGGCAUGGGGAGCCUGUGGCUUCUCAGAUAUUUCUGGACUACAGAUUCCACAUACCUGACUAUCGGCCAUACUGCAUGAGAUUGAUGGGAGUUGGAGUCCAGUAAUACCUGGAGGACAACAGAUUUCCCUAUCCCUGUCUUUAAGGUACUACAGGAUUCUGCAGUCAUGUUUGUCACCUAAGUGGACAAACCCCUACCAUGUCUUGGCAUGCCCUUGGAUAAUGUCUGCGCCCUUGUGUGUGCGCGUGCUUAUGAAUGGCAGCUGUCAUUGACAAUGUGAUUAUAUAUCCUUUACAGUCAGUACCCUGCAUCUAUGAAAUGAAUCACUUAGAUGGAAAGCACACUAUGUUUCCUGUUUCCUGAAACACUGCAUAAAUAACUGGUUUCUAUUUCAGACUUGUGGCUGAAUUCGACUUUAGAACCUUUGAUCCUGAAGGCAUCCUUUUCUUUGCUGGAGGCCACCGAGACAGUACGUGGAUCGUCUUGGCUUUGCGCAAUGGACGGCUAGAGUUGCAACUGAAGUACAAUGGAAUAGGCCGUGUGACCAGCAGUGGACCAAUGAUCAACCAUGGAAUGUGGCAGACAGUGGGUAUAGUACAGGCUGCUGUUCUCAUGCCUUAUAACUCUUUAAAUCCCACACCUCCCAACUGUUUAUUUAGAGCUCUCUGUAUUUCUCAAAUGAUGAAUUCUGACACUUAAUAUUUUAAUGCAGAGUAUCGUUUUGUUUUUCUAUAACAUGAUGUCAAUUGCUAACCCCUAAAGGACACUUUAAGAAAUACUAAAAGCAUUGCUUUUUUUAAAAAAAAUAAAUGGAAGUAUUCUUGAAUAUUAUUGUGUGCAAGAGAGAGAGACUCCUUAUUUGUUAAGGAACUAAUGGAUAAAACACAUCCAUUGCAGUGCUUUCCUCAUAAUUCCAGUUACGCCCAUUCAUGUCUGGUUCAGUUCCUGAACUACCAUCAAAACAAACAGUUUCCUUCAUUCAGUGGAGCAAACUGAAUAUAGUUUGUUUGUGUGUAUGCAUUAUAGGAGGAAUUCAUCGCCAUGCUGUUAGAAAUGUUCUAUCAGCGCAAGAUUUCUGCUUGCCCAGCAGAACAUCUCUCUUUUCCCCUCUGCAUGCAGUUCUAGGGGUUUUCCCAAUGCUGCCCAGAACCAAAGGACCAGGAGGAAAAGGGGAGGAAGCCUUACUGCACUAGUGGAUGUGCUUGCACGGGCUUCAACUAGCAGGGCCAGUUAAUUAAAUCUGGCCCAAAAUUAGGGGGGGGGGGAAUAAUACCUUAACAGUAUAGAGUGCUCUCACGUAUGUAAAAUGAUGGAUUAGUUAAAUGUUUUUUGUUUAUAAAUAGUUUAGACUUACUGUAAUGCAGCUAACAUGCACAGGCUUGUCAGCUGCAGCAGCAAAACCAGAAUUUCUGGGUUACAUAAUGAACAUCUUGACCAAAAAAACCUCAUGGUAAAGUAAUGCCAGCCUACAAAACCCAAAAAGAAAACAUUGCAUUUAUCAAAAUUAAUUCCAGAUUUUUACUGCAUUGAUUGGUAAAGCGAUGAAUUUGUAUGAUAUCAUUGUGGUUGUGUGUGUAGAAUCCGGUGCUUUUAGUACUGGAUGGAAGAAAUGUGGACUGGCAAAUGCAAUUAUUUUGUAAUUUGAUGUAAUUGCAAGAGCUUUUCUGAUAGACUAGGAAGUAGUUUUAAUCCCUCUUAAUCUUCUUUACUCUGCCAAAAAUUGUUCCUUUAGUUGCACUGUUGUACUUGAUGACUUGUAAUUCAUGUUCUUCCUCAUAGUUCUGCAUAAAACCGAUCAAACAAAAAACUCCACAAGUGAUAUAUAAAUGUCAGUGCCCAUGAGGCUUGGUAUAUCUUCUUGGGGGGGCGGUUGGUGUCAGGGAAGAGUUAGAAGUUUCCAGUUUCUCAGAGGGAGAAAGCAUUCCCCAAGGGGGGAAGGAGAGCAGUGAAUCUAAUAGAAGAGAGCAACAGGGAGGAACCGGCUGUUGACAGGAAAGGCAAGGGUUAAGUUCUAGCUCAGAUUCGGAGGAGGGGAGAUACAAGCCAGCUAUAGCCAGGAGGUUAGAAAAAAGAGCGGGAAAGCGAAGGGAAAGGCGCUUUCGACAUUUUGAGAGUGGCUGGUCAUGGAGAAGCAGAGCUCAGAAGGUAUCUGAAAUAAGUGACUCUGAGGAAUAAUAGUUAAGGACCGUUUAUAAGAUUGUUUUGUUAAUACGCAAUAAAAAGUUAGAAUAAGAAGCGUUUGUGUGGUGAUCUGAAAAGGACAACGACCAGUCCUGACAGUUGGUAAAUAGGAUCAGGUGUUGAAGAACAAAAUUAUAAAGCCAGAGCAAAUUUGUAAAUACUGUACCUAUACUCUGUUGGCAGUCAGUUGCAUUCAUCCAGCUAGAAUUUGUUGACUUGGAUUGCUCCCAAAGCUUCCCCUAAAACUACUGUAUUUGUGAGUUUGAGGUCUUUCUCCAAAUGCCUUUCCCUUUUAAAACAUUUUGGAGUUACGCAGUCCUUCAGGUGUCCCCCCCUUCUUCCCAUUGUGUGUGUGUCUUUAAAAAUGUUACCAUCUCCACUUGCCAUGUUUCAUAUGAUCCUCAUUCCUGUGUAACAUAGUCUGGUGUUUGCUGCUUGGGCUCCUUUGGGAGAUAGGGCAGGAAAUCAAUAAGCAAGCAAGCUUCUGCAUGGGCUGCUUCCUGGUACAUGCAGGCUGAACAUUUCCAGUUUGCUUCUUUGUUAGCCAAACAGGGAAACCACUGCAGCUGCCUUGGUGCUUACGCUUGAACCAGCACAUGUGAUUUGUUUUUCCCAAACAAACCAUUGUCAGGAAGUCAAGAACAAAUCUUGGAUUCAGAUCAUGGUUUGCCUGGAAAGAAACAAGCCUGAACCAUUGGUUCAGACUUAACACUAAGCUUGCCACUCCAUGGUUUGUUUUCCUAUUUGAGGGCAGCAGCAAAGCAGGGGUCUUGUGUUGUGGCAGAGAAAUCAAAGGAUUGCACUGGAGCAAUCAGAUGGCCAUCAAACAGGAUUGCUAAUUUUUCCAUCCUAAAAGAGAAGCCAUAUUCCUCACACAUGCCACAGCUCCUACACCUACACCUACAGGUGCAAGGCUACCUGGUGCAAACCUUCCUAUAAGAUAUGACACAGAACUCUGCCUCCAUAACCCAUUGUACUCUCUCAAGUGCAGAAGAUGGGGCUGGUUCCCAGGGUAAAGGGAUUAAGGGCUUACCUUGCAAUAGUGUUGGAAACUACGAACUAUAUGGUCUUCUUCCUUUGCAUCAUAGAGUCAAGAUCGGACUGCAAAUAUAAAACUGCCACAGCAUUCUGUAAUACUGCCUUCACUUUUGCACAUAAAUUGGGCUUGCUUGUUGUACAUGAAAAGCCAAAGGAGGCUUGAUCAUAGCUAUGUGAACUCUAUCCUAAAUUUCUGGGGAGACAAGAAUGCUUUGUGACUACCUGAUGAUGUGAUAUUAGCUCCCUCACCUUUUUCCUUUUUCUUUUGUGGAUGCCGUUUGUAUCAUGCAGGUACUAAACUUCUGAACUAAACCAAACUUCUGAACCUCUUCAUAUCUCUCCCUCCCCUCCCUGUCCUUCAGAUAUCUGUGGAAGAGCUGGAGAGAAGUUUGGUUAUAAAAGUCAAUAAGGAUGCAGUUAUGAAGAUAGCUGUCUCAGGGGAUUUGUUUACUCUGGACAGAGGACUUUAUCAGCUGAACCUAACAGUGGGAGGUGUUCCUUUUAAGACUAAAGAUCUUGUCCAGCCUGUAAGUACUACUGUUAAGUAUAUAUAGGGAGUAAUCCACUGGUGUGAGGUGGUCACCUGGCAGCUCAUAGGUCAGAUCCAGCCUCUGAAUCAAAUUCAUUUGGUUUCUGGAAUUCUUAUUGAAUUUGUAUUUAAGAUGUGAUAAGAUGCCCAAUUUCUCUCAUAAGAUAAAAUGUUCCAAUUCUCUUUUUUAUUUUGUAUGUUGUGUUGUGGGUAUUCCUGGGCUCAGGUGUUCGGGACAGUGGAGUCCUCCUUUAUGGAUUAGCCUUUCCCCAACUUGGUGCCCUCCAGAUGUCAGUGUUCAGUAAGGGAUGAAUUCCCAUUAACGUCUACAAACAUCUAUUAGCCCCUCUCCACAUUGUCUUUCCCUCCUAAACUAAAAAGCCUCUUGUGUUUUAGCCUUUUCUCAUAGGGAAGCUGCCAUAACUUUUUUUCCAUUACUGUGAUACCCUGUUUGAGAUAGGUUGACAUGGAUUGUACACAGUGUUCCUAGUGCGGCUGUACCGCAGUUUUAUAUAAUGAUUCGUUUUAACAUAAGGCCAUCUCAGUAUCUUUGAAAGACAUAACCUGACUUUUUGGAUUUGCUGUUACUUUAUGAAUUUAUUGCUUUUCUGUGCCCUACCUUGGAAAUAUUUAUAUUUAAGAGAGGUAUUCAAGUCUUUAAAAAAUAAUUUAUGAAAUGUUUUAAACCCAUAUCCCUCAUUACAAAUUCAGCAAAAAACCGAAAGUAAAGCCAUGCACUUAAUCUUGUUAGAUUAACCCACGAAUGGACGGGUGCAUGAGGGGCUGGAAUUGGCUGAAUGGCGAGGAUAUGACCAUCCAAGAGACAGUGAGAGUGAAUGAUAAGAUGCAGUGCUUUGCGGUUGCAGGAAGAGGCUCCUUCUACCCUGGCAAUGGUUUUGCUGUGUUUAAUUUCAGCUAUGGUAAGUGUCUGGUAGUAUUAUGCUGCAGAAAAUACGCAUUUAAAUUUUGCAGAGAAAGAGAAUCAGUUGAGGAGUGCUGUCUUAAAAUUGCCAUAUCCUCUUCAUAAAAAAAGCUCAACCUGAAAUAGAGGUUCAAGUAGUAAAAGAGAAAAAAUGUUAGGUAUAUUAAACCCCACAGAAUAUAGAAAACUCUGGUUUACUUUUUGCUGCUUGCACUUCACAGUGUAUUUUUAUAUUUCAGUUCGGACUUUUCUUGGUCAGGUCAAAGCCUUCCAUGAUUUGUUAUCUGGUGAAACAUUCCCUAUGGGUUAAAAUGCAAUGGUGAGGGUCAUUUUUCUCUCUCUGGCCCUCUGGCAGUGUUGAUUACACUGAGAGUCGAUGUGGUCACCUUCUCAGUGACAUGUGCUGAGUUGAGACUAAUAAUCCUGCACAGACUGAACACAGUAGAGGCCUUUAGGAGGGUGCUUUACAUACACAUCCAUUUCAGCCAAGAUUGAAAUUGGCAUUUGCUCCCUGAACAUAUACUAUACUGUGUUAUUUCAGUGUUACUCACAAGAAGAAAGUUUAAUGUGGAAGUGCAUACCCAAAAAGACUAUCUAAAAUUAAUGGGUCAAGCGAAACCUUGGCAUUUAAAAUCAGAUGUUAAUAUAUGCAUACAUACACACUUGUGUGCAUGGAUAGAUAGAAGGAAAGAUAUAGAAGGCUUUAAAAAGCAGUUUAAAAUAUAUGAUUGUUGUAUGGGAUCAUUUCUUUCUGUGUAGUAGUUGCAUCUUUAAAUAGGUCGUUUUAAAUUCUCCUCCCUAAAUUUAGCAAUGCAAAGUACAAAAAAAAGUUAAUUCAGUAUAUUGUAUACACAUGCCAUCAACCCCCUAGGCUCUUUUGAAAGCAAGGAUGGGAUAGGAAUUCAAAUUAAAAAAAUAAAAAGCUAUUACUGUUAUACAUUUUUCUGCCAGGUUUUUUUUUUAAAAAAAAAAUAAUAGGGCACCAGAUGCCCUAUUAAGGAAAUUAACAAACUAAUAUUUUAUAGAGGAUAGAUGAUCAGUUGGACAGAUUAUUAUUAUUAUUAUUAUUAUUAUUAUUAUUUACUAUCCAGAGAAGUCCCUUCCUUUGGGAUUAUAAAACAUACUAGUGAAUCUUUGUGAUAUUGACCUGUCUCCAAGCCAGAUGCCUGAUCUAUCUCUCCUUUGUUGUACAUGCAGACAGGUAUCAGUCAGACUGCUUCCCACAAUCCCAGGUGUGCUGGGUGAUUUGACUCAUCCUGUCCCCAUGACGCUUUAUAGCAGGAAUUGUCAGCAGUGAGCACCACAAAUUUUCCAUGAUGAAUUGUGCCACAACAACAAGGAAGAUUAAAAUGUGCCGCAAAUAAUAGCCCUGCAAAAGGCGUUCUGCUCCCAGUUUAAUAACUGACAUUUUAAAAAACAAAACAAAUUGUGCUAGUUUGGUAUCCAUUCACAAAGCAUAACACUGAAAUAAGUGAGAACAGAACCUGGAGCUACAAUUAGGUCAUGCGGACCACGUUCUAUUUAUACAUUUAUAUUGCUGUGAGUUUUGUGAAAGUCAUCUUGUUUUCCCCUUGGGUUCGCUGAUAUCAGAUCACUCAAUUACUUCCUAAGGCUCACGGCUGAUGCAGAAGCUGGAUGACUCACAUUGAAGGAUCCCCAAGUACGGCGGGUUGAUAGCCUCUGGCAAUCAGAAGUCUCCCUGUUGAUUAAAAAGCUUAACCUUGGCUUCAAGCAAUCUACAGGGCUAUAGCACUUUCUGUAAGAUGGAUGAAACAGAGCAGUUAAAAUAGUUUCGUAUGGAAUGGCACUCUCCUUUAUACUGGUGAUUUAAUAAUAUGUAGCUAUCUGUCCCGUCCCCCCCUCAGAUGAGGAAAUCUUAUCUGUGCUUGACUAUUUGAAACUUUUAUGUACCUAAGUUCUGUUUUUCUUUCUGUAGCCCAACCACUUGACACCAAUGAAACAGUGAAGCAAUGGGAAGUAAAAGUAAAUAUUCUGAUUCGACCAGCCACAGAUACUGGGGUGCUCUUUGCCCUCAUCAGCAGUGAAGCAACAGUCCCUUUAUCAGUGGCUCUGAUUGACUAUCAUUCCACCAAGAAACUUAAACAACAGGUAAAUACGUAUUAUUCUAGUUUUUUGUUUUCAUUUGGUGUAUGGCUGAGGUUUUUAGGACCAGGAUGAGAAGGCAGCAUGCCAGACCAAACAUGCAAUCCCAGUAGUUACAUUUUCUACACACACAACCCAUCAUCUUUCUCUAUCCUCCAUCCAGGCAUCUAAGAGGAAUUAUCAGGGUUCAAGGACCCAUUCCAGCCAAAAACACUAAAAAAAAGGGAGGGUAUGAGGUAGGGCUAGUGAAAGAUGUGGCACAGAGGGAGUGGGUGUGUUCUGGGGAGAGUCCAGAGGGCUAUAUAGAAAGGAUUGGAGAACCACAUUUAUCCCCAAGGCCUAAGGUUCCCCACCUCAGACUUGAUGUCCCCCACUUAAAUACUCCCAACAAAUCAGGCAUGAAAGUUUAUUUUGCUAGAUGUUACCUGAUGCCGUUAGAGUUGAGAAUAACACAAAUAGGGAGUCACAUUGCUAUGGUGAGGAACUGCUGCAAAAUAACAGCAAGUUUUCAUAGGCCAUGGAGUCCAUACUGUCAGAUGCAUCACAAUAGAAUGCUAUGGAUAGACACAUAGAAAGCUGCCUUCAUAGUGGGCCAGACCUUUCUUCUAUGUAGCUAAGUAUUGUCUUCUGCAGUGACUGGCAGGGCCUUCUCCAGGAUUCCAGGCAGGGGGCAUUCCCAGCCCUACUGGGGAUGCCAUUGGGGAUUGAACCUGGAACAUAGGCAUGCAAAGCAGAUGCUCUAUCACUGAGCUUAAGGCCCCAUAAUCUAAUUCACUGAGUUGCAACCUAUGCCUUUUUGUUCCAUUUUCUCUUUUGAUACGUUGUGAAUGGUUUUAUUGAACUCAAGAGAGAUACUGAAAUUGUACCAGCAGAUUUCCAACUAUGCCCACAACAUAAUAUAUACAUAAAUUUAAUUGAUGGCCAGAGAUUUAUAUCCAUUAACAAUGAAGUUUCACAAAGCAGAAUACUAAAGUAGUGGGAACAGAACUCAGGGCUAUGGUAAUUAACUGAAUAGAGUGGUUAAGGGUGUGCUAGGCACUGGAUUUCACAGAAUUCAGUGGAAUCUACUUUUAGUAAUCAUACAGUCAGUGAUUCUAUACCCUCUUGCCUGAAUUCAAUGGGGCUUUUUUCUGAGUAGAGAUGUACAGGAUUAUAUUGUAAGACUAUAACCUUCAUUGAAUGUAGUGGGGUUACCUCUGAGUAAACAGGCACUGGAUUGUGCAUUGAUGGGAGGGCGUUCCUUGACACUAGUAUUGAAUGUUUAAUAACAAGAAAUAAAUUCUUAGCCAGUAGCGUUUCACAGACCUAGACAGUGAUGGUGGAAGAGGUAAAAAAAUGAAAGAUAACAUCCACCUCCUCAGCUUGCUUUUCUUUGCUCACUUCACCCACCAUAAUUAUGCAGGUCCCUUCUUGCCCAUUUCUUAUCGCCAUAAUAGCUAAAGUGGCAUGUCCCAUGUUCAGAUGUAGUACACCACUGGUUAACCACAUUCUGCAGAACAAGCUGUGUUUGUUGGCUACUAGCUUAAUGUCUUGCUUAUGAGUUUUCCAGAAAUAUCUAGAUAGCCACUGCAGUGCUAGAGACUAGAUAGUUUUAGGACCUACCCAGUUCAUGUGGUUAAUGUACUGAGGAGAAACAUUUGAAUUCAAACAGAGUUAGUUGUCGGCUAGUUUCAAAGCAAACCUUCCCAAAGCCUUUUCUGCUGAGUGUAUUUGGGAGUGGUUGUCCACUACAAUUUUGAACAAUCCUUGCAUUUGGUAAUAGUAUCUUAAGUUCCUCAAAUAUUUCUAAGGUAACAGGGUGUGUUGGUGCUAUCUUUUCCUAUAAAUACCUAUAACUUCCAUUUUCCAUCUCGUUCCUUAUUCUUUCUUGCUAUUCAGUUCGUUGUCUUGGCAGUGAAGAACACAGUGGUGUGCAGACUGGCAGUAAGCAUUUGUGAUGAACAGGAACACUUGAUUGACAUCUCCGUUGACAGAGGUCAAAUAUUGAUGACUGUGGAUGGCACUGCAGGACAGAGUGAACUAAGCCAUUCACAGCUAGAAGAAAAUUUGUCUCUCUUGGAUAAUUACCUGCAAUCAUCUGUGAAGACCUAUGUGGGAGGAUUGCCAGGUGAGUAUCAAAUGUUGCAGUCCAGAAUGUAGACUGCCAAACAGUCAGUAGAAGCGACCAUUCUCUACUUCUGCUUGGACAGCAUUCACAUGUCACAGUAAACUGUGGUUAAUAGUUUACAAUGAAUCCACAGGUGACUCUCACUUUGCUUCUUGUCUAGUACAUACAGGAGCAACAUACUAUGAUCCCUGUCUUGGUGAUGUGUCCAAACUAGGGACAGUGGUUUGUUUUGGUUUGAAGUUGGCUGCUUGUUAAACCAACCACAGUAUGUUGGUUUGUGUUAAGCGGUUUAUUGUGCCAGAUAAGACAACAAACCACAGGUUAACGCAAACUGAAAUAAAAAACUUCUGAAGUUGUCUUCCUGGCUGCAGAUGAGAAAAGAGGGGUUUCUGUGAGCCUGAGGUUUGCUGCAACUUGUUCCUGUCACAAUAAAGCAUGACUUGUUGUGACAUCUAUAGCCUGCCAUUUGAAAUUUUGCCUGCUUGGAGAAUGAAGCACAACUGAACCUGAAGGGUGUUUUUUAUCAGGAGAGGAUGGGAAAGGAAAAUAGUAUGUUCCCAAGCAGAACUCACAAAUGUGAUCAUUAUUCUAAAUUGCAUUCCAUUGUAGUAAGUGAGGGUUGCUUAGAUAAGGGGCCACAUAGAAAUAUUGAAAGAGAAGGCAACAUAUGUUUUAUGUUCAUGAAAGGCCAGAGAAAUGUUCCUGGAAAGAUUAUACUACUUAAAGAGUGGUAUUAUAUAGAUCUCCCUUUAAAGGCUAGCAGAUCCUCCCUAUGAUUCUAAUGUGACAGGAGUGAAAGCUAACAAUCCAGUCUGGCUGCUUCCAGGCACUUUGAAUGCAAAGGUAUAGACCCAUUCAUGUUGAUGAAUUAAAUCUGGGCUAUUCACACAAAAUAGUGUUGGAAUAAGAGACUUCCUCAGUGUGGAAACAUUAUCAGGCAUCACCCUUUGUUCUGUUUUCGGAGCGAUAAAAUCUGGGUGUCUGCUUUUAGAGACACAAGGGUUAAAAUGUUUUGGUUUGCAGAGAAAUUCUAGUGUACUGGGGGAGUGGAAUGGAAAUACCACCAGAUGUCUGCAUCUGCUGGAAUGUUUCCUGCCCCACCCCACCAAAAAUAUUUUAUGCUUCAGUUAUUUUUCUCCCAAGUAGCCGGUGUCUUUUUGAGGAGUGCAGAGUUCUUCCUGACUUUUUUUUCUGGACAUCAACCAAGCCCUAAGUAAUAACUUCAGCGAGAGAAGGCAUGGAUUGUAAAGGAUGCAUCCAUUUUCAGGCACAGUUCCAAGUGCUGGUCUUUAAAGUCCCACAUAGUUUAGGACCAGCAAAAAGGUUAAAGGAUUGAUAUUCCUGCUCUGGUGUUGAGAUCUUCUUCAGAGGCCCUUCUACAGGCCUUUGGAAGUGAGGUGAGCAGUGAUAUGAAAGAGGAUGUGUUAGUACUGGUGCCCUGGCUUGUCUUCCCCAGGAAGGCUUGCUUGGCAACUGAAGACCCUUCUCCUUUUUCUCUUUGUGCCUGGGCCUUUUAGAUGUUUAUUUUGAUAGGUUUCUGAAUCUUUCUAGGAUCUGGAUUCAAUGUCCCUAGUUUCAAACAGCUUUAAUGCUGUUUGUUUUGGUUUUAUUUAGUUGGUUUUAUUAUUCAAUAUUGAAGAGCAAGAAAUGUAUAAAUUAAUAAAUGUCUAUGGAAAGUCUCUCAGUGCAUGCAAAUCUGGAAGGCUCUAAGCAUGCAAAGUGGAUGGAUCUUGCCCAAUAGGUGACUUUUUCGGUUUUAACUAUUGUCCAUUGGUGGUGCUUUAGGGAAUAUGACAGCAGCAUAAUUUGAAUAGUAGAAUAUAUUUAAUAAAUACUACUUAUCUGUUCAGUUUUUCUACAUGGUAGCUCAGCUUAGUACAAUGUGCCCACAGGGAUCCUUCAUCUCAUCAGCUCUUCCUUUUUAUAUUUUGUGUCUUUUUCUGCAGUGGCCCCUUUGUUAGUUGCAUAGUCUUUUCCUAAAGUAUUUUCUUCUUCUUCAAAAAAAGGGUAGUUAAGAGGCAAAAUACAAUCACACUGAUAAAUUUUUACCUAAUUAUACCUUAAAAUCCCCCCCAAAAUUUACUUUUAUUAGAAUGCUAAUGGUAUUGCUGCAAAAGGUGUCAUGUGGUUUUCUUAAAUCAAUGCUUUUUUUUAGUUUCCUCCACAGAAGCAUUUUGUUUAAGCCAAUUUUUGUUACAUUAGAUGUCAAUGCAUAGCUUGUUUGUUUGUUUGUUUUUUACAUGACCUCCAGAGCACAUGAUACUUCCUUUUUUUUUUGCAAAUUUUACGUUUGCCAACUUUUGAUCAAAGUCUUGUAGUUGUGUCUUUAACAGAACCCUGCUCUGCAGGAAUUUGCAGGCUGUGUUUCUCUUUGCCACAAAAGGUUCACUGUUAAUUCCUGCAGAUCCAGCUUGUGUUACAGGCAAGGCUACACAGGAACGGCUACAGAGGUUGUUAGGUCAAAAACUGAAACCAUGGUGUGUGCGUGCAAAUGUGAGUGAGAGAAUGAUUCUCUGCAGAUUAAAUUGCAGGUGGAUUAUAAAUUAGACAUAGCAGUAAUGUUGAUAUAAGCUGAUUUCUUCAUGUAUUGGCUUAUACUAAAAUCCUGUCUCUCUCUUCCUGCUUCAGUGUUUACAUGGAUACUGGUAGGCAUCUAAUAAAAGAUUUUUACCAAUUCCAACACAGCUGUGAUCAAAGGUGUAUGACAGAUAUAUUAUCUUAAACAUCUCAAGUGCAGCUUGCCUUCCCGCCUUUUACUAAAAAAAUUAUUUGGCUGAUUCCCAAUAAUAGUAAGGAAAAUAUUUCCAUAGCCUAUAUGCAUGUUCUGUGCCUGACAGGGUGGUCAUCCCUCUAUCAAAUAGCACUAGGCACAUAGAAGUCAUUUGCUAAAUCUUUAUCUGGGUUCCUGUACUCCUCUGCCUGCAUCCUCACCACACAAUGCUACAUGUGCACUUAGCCACUGUCUAUUGGAAUGAAUGCCCACUUCUUCCACCAUGGAGCCCAAGGUGGUGUAUAUGCAGUUCCCAGGCAGUUUCCCAUCCUGGCACUGACCAGCCACAAACCUGCUUAGCUUUAGGAAGGUGGUGACCUCAUGCUCCUUUGGACCAUACCCCAAGCCCUGGGAACACAUCCAUACCUUCAGAUAACAUCAGCCAGCUUGUGCUGAGCUGCAGAUAAUUUAAAACUGAAUGGCAAGCGGGAUGAGAACAUCUUCCACAGAAUGAGAUUAUCAGAUAAUUACACUUCAUCAGAAGUCGCCUCUGUCCUAAAUUAUGUAAUGGUUAAUCCAGACCUUUUGUCUAGGAAUUAAGUUACAAGGGGCAGCUUUUUCCAGACAGAACCCUAAGCUGUUAUCAGUGCAGAUAGUCCUGAGGGGAAGAGACCUGCAGGCUAAACUUGCCUUGGUGCCAAAACUUAUCUUACAAUCGAACAGAAGACCUUGGAAAGGAAGACAAGAACAAAAUUCGAGAAAGAGAAGAAGCAGUGAAACACUACAAACCCCAACAAUUUCUAAUUCUUUGUAUGCAGAAACAAGUUCCUUCUGCGAAAGCUUCCCUGAAUUUUGCAGCUUAGCUAUUCCCAUAGCCUGUGUUAGUCAUAGCCCCAUGUACAGCUUAGAAUGUUAAAUGGGAAAAAAAUGUUUUGUUUUAGAAUUAACAAGAAUAAGGAACUUGGUGGUAACCUUUAUUGAAUAUGUUUUCCUUCUCUUUUUUUAAAAAAAACAAAACAAAACAUACAGAUGUUCCUGUCACUUCAACUCCAGUCACCGCUUUCUACCGUGGCUGCAUGACAGUGAAAGUUAACAAGCAAGCUGUGGAUCUAGAUGAAGCUGUCUACAAGUCCAAUGACAUCACAUCUCAUUCUUGUCCUCCAAUAGAGACUGGUCAAUAGAUGCCACUGCAACACACACAAACGUUUUAUAUUCAGAAAAGUCCCAUUUCAAUGCUUUCCUUUAUAUAUAUAAAUAUAUAAAUAUAAAUAUAAAUAAGAUAUAAAUUAUUCAGACUUCCAGCACUGCGUGUAUAGUUCUCUUGAACACUGAAGUUAUGUAGGAGCUACUGAAACUCGUGUGUCAGAUUAAUUAUUGAAAUAUUUCUUCGCUUGGGAGGGUUUCUAAGAUGUAAUAUAUUUGUAAAUAGUUGAGAAAACUGAUAUUAAUAACCCAAAGCUGCAAAUUAUUGCCGAAGGUGAGUUGUUAAGAGGCAGGUCAUACCUGCCAUGUGGCAACUGGUAAUAUAUUCUGAGUGGACUGGAAGAUUAAAAAAUAGUUCUGUAUUUUUUUAUUACCAAAUGCUGCUUACUGACUUAAUGAAAUAUGAAAGAAUAAAAUAUAAGAACUUUUUUUGGACUUAGCUGAAGCAAUGAUGGUCUGUGUUCCGGAUGGACUUUUACUUUAUUCAUGUUGAUUUGGAGCAAUAUUAGAGUUUUAUAUCAAAGCUUGGUUACUUUGUUGGCUGAUGAUAUUCGGCAACUAGGUUGUGUCUUUUUCUAAUGAAUCUAGGCAGAAAAACUUGUCUGAGGCUUUUUUAAAAAGCAAAGAGUGAUAGCAGUUAUUGAGGGAAGAUGGACUUUUAAGAACACAUGAGCAAUGGAGCUGUUGGCAUUUAAACCAGAAGCAAGUGCUAUCAAUCAUGGCAGAAUAGAUCACUACAAACUGGAACUGCCUCUAUGUGUUGCAGGGCUGGUGGUUGUUGCUGUUGUUGUUGUUUGUGUGGGGUGGGAAUACUUUGCUCUCUUGCAUUAAGUCCUUUGGGUGGUGCUAGUCUGUUAUGAAAUAGUUUGCUUCACUUUAUGUAUUCUCUAGCACAUCCAUACGCACAAUGUUUGGUAUGUUAUACUCUCCCCAGUGGAAAUGACAAGGCUUUUCCUCCCACUUAGGAGUAUUGGAGACAGAUGGUUUGCAUUUUCAGCAUGGGUGCAGAAAUAGCAGUGGAAUAGAGCACUUUAUCCCUCCCCCACCCUCUCACUACAUGCAAAACUUCUACAUAUGGAGCAUAGAGAAUAAAGACUUCUACUUAUCCCCACUGCCUGCCCUCUCUCCUCUAGCUGUUAUGGUCUGUCACACAAACUCUCUUCUGUAGUGAGGUAAGUAUGGAACAGGGGUACAGGGUCCCUAUGCACCAUGACACUGGGGGUGGCUGCUGUGCCCUAGGCAGCAAAAUAUCUUGGGCUGGCCCUGGCACUUACUCCCCUUUUAAUACUCACCCCACUUGCUUCCAAUUUGCUCAUAGUUAGGGAUGGGUAAGAAAUUCAGUUUGGUUUGUGUUUUAAUGUGAGCAGAUCUAAUUAAUACUUCCCAAAAUUAGCAAUUCUUUGAAUUUUAUGUUCCAGCUCUCCAAACAAAAAAAGUGUGCAUUUCCUUUCUUUACAUUGAAUUAUGAACUUUUCAUUAAAAAGUCCCAUUUAUUAUAUUUGCCUGUUCUGUUCCAUCAACCAUAUUCAGAAAUGGGGAACCUGUGGCUGUCCAGAUAUAUGUUGCCUGUGGUUGAUGGGAGUUGGAGUCCCAUGUCAUCUCAAGGGCCACAGGUUCCACAUACCUGGGAUAAACCGCCUCCAUGUCCUGCUUGCUUUCUAUUCCUCUUUCCUCCUCUCUGUUCCCAAGUUUUCUUCAUCAUUAUCCUCCACCCACCCCGCUGUCUCAUUCUACAUAAUGUGAAAAACUCUAAGCUGGAAAUGGGUAACCUGUGGACUCCAUCCUGAGAUAAAUCCUGAAACCACAGCCACUCCCUGUCUCAUUCCAAACCUCUGCCAAAGGUUGCUUCCCUGUAAAUAGCAACAGAAGCUUUUACUACAGCCCCCCUUUUGUUAUGUGCCAACAUUAAAUACUGCAUCACUUGUUGAAUCUGUAGCAUAUGGAAAAGAUAACUUUAUUUUUAGUAGUAGUAACUACUGCACAG
Messenger RNA from Podarcis lilfordi (Lilford's wall lizard), 49004 nucleotides. The record is from the annotation of a GenBank genome assembly. NCBI's taxonomy places the organism in Eukaryota, Metazoa, Chordata, Lepidosauria, Squamata, Lacertidae.